GCGACGCCAGGCGAGCCAACCAGGGACAGCGCUCAUUUAUGGACAGCACAGCAGCCAUCACACAGGGUAACAGCAGCCAUCACACAGGGUAACAGCAGCCAUCACACAGGGGGUAACAGCAGCCAUCACACAGGGGUAACAGCAGCCAUCACACAGGGGGUAACAGCAGCCAUCACACAGGGUAACAGCAGCCAUCACACAGGGGGGUAACAAGCAGCCAUCACAGGGAGUAACAGCAGCCACACAGGGGUAGCAGCCGCAGGGCAAGUCACACAGGCAGCCAUCACACACAGGGGGUAACAGCACCAUCACACAGGGGUAACAGCAGCAUCACAGGGGUCAUCACAGGGAAGUAGCAGCAGCCAUCACACAGGGUAACAGCAGCCAUCACACAGGGGUAACAGCAGCACAUCACACAGGAGGUAACAGCAGCCAUCACAGGGGGCAGCCAAACAGCAGCCAUCACACAGGGGUAACAGCAGCACCAUCACACAGGGUAACAGCAGCCAUCACACAGGGGGUAACAGCAGCCAUCACACACAGGGAAAGCAGCAGCCAUCACACAGCGAGCAGCCAUCACACAACAGCAGCCAUCACACAGGGGUAACAGCAGCCAUCACACAGGGGUAACAGCAGCCAUCACACAGGGUAACAGCAGCCAUACCACAUAACAGCAGCCAUCACAGCGGGGUACACAGCAGCCAUCACACAGGGGUAACAGCAUCACCACAGGGGUAACAGCAGCCAUCACAGGGGGGUAACAGCAGCCAUCACACAGGGUACAGCAGCCAUCACACAGGGGUAACAGCAGCCAGUAGCCAUCACACAGGGGUAACAGCAGCCAUCACACAGGGGUAACAGCAGCCAUCACACAGGGUAACAGCAGCCAUCACACAGGAAGUAACAGCAGCCAUCACACACAGGGGUAACAGCAGCCAUCACACAGGGGUAACAGCAGCCAUCACAGGGGUAGUAGCAGCAGCCAUCACACAGGGGGUAACAGCAGCCAUCACAGGGGGGUAACAGCAGCCAUCACACGGGGGUAACAGCAGCCAUCACACAGGGGGGUAACAGCAGCCAUCACACAGGGGGGUAACAGCAGCCAUCACAGGGGGGUAACAGCAGCCAUCACACAGGGGGUAACAGCAGCCAUCACACAGGGGUAACAGCAGCCAUCACACGGGGGGUAACAGCAGCCUGUCUCACUGCUUGUCAUCCCUUUCCUUUAUCUGCUGCAAAGGUGGGUGUUUUUUUUAUAAUCAGCUCUGUGUAGUUUUGUUAUAUAACUGGUCUAUGUUAGUGGCAGCAGGAUUUAACUAGUAACUGUACCAAUACCAAUUAGUGACUAACUGCAUUAAGCAGCCUUUUCACUGCUAAUCUAUGCAUUGCUACAGUAACAAAUCACAGUGCCACAAAUUACUGCUGACACUAGUCACAGUGCCACUAACUACGGUGUUUUUACUAGUAUUACUAAUUACUGCACUAGCUAGUUACUAUAUAACUAAUUACAGCACUUACUAGUCAUUGUAACCUUGAUUGAUCCACUGACAGUGCUGCCAACAGUUGUUUUAACUAGUCAUUGUAUCGGUAUCUGCCACAUUAGUCUUAGUUCCUUAACCUCUGCAUUAACUAAAUGCUGUACUAACAUGUCACUGUACCACUAGAUAUGUCACAGGGCCAUUGCGACUUGUGCUAGUAUCUCAGUAUUACUAGCUUCUGCAUUGAAUGUUUGCAGCAUUACUAAUUGCUGAAUAAAUGACUCCUUGCAACAAGUCCCAACCAUGUUGAUAACUUGUGAGGCUUCUUGCAGUUUAAGAAAUAUUAAAGAUGCCUGCUAUUUGUGAGCUUUUGCAAAGGAGUCUAUAUGAAAGUUCAUUAACACUUUCAUGACACAUCCAUAAAGACAAAGUAGGGCCUACUUUGUCACAUGUAAUUCCCAGCUUUAGCAAGAGGCAGCUUUUCAAUCACAUCAGUUGCUAUACCUUAUUGGAAUGGCAUUAUCUUGUUCUUUGUACAAUAGAUACAUAUUAUUAUUAUUAUUAUUAUUAUUAUUAUUAUUAUUAUCAUUUAUAUAGCGCCAACAGAUUCCGUAGCGCUUUACAAUAUUUUGAGAGGGGGGAUGUAACAAUAAAUAGGACAAUUACAAGAAAACUUACAGGAACAAUAGGUUGAAGAGGAUCCUGCUCAAACGAACUUACAGACUAUAGGAGGUGGGGUAUUAGAAACAUUAGGACAAGAAAUAUCAAGUAGGGGUGAAGCAGAGCUGGAGGAGAGAGCAAAGCACUGUCCCAUAGGAGAGAGCAGGAGGUAGAGAUUACUCUGGGAGGCCAUAAGCUUUCCUGAAGUGGCAUCUGUCAGGAAUACAGAUAUCUCCCCUUUUGUUAUCCACUCUGCCACCUCUACACAAGUGACAGUACUACUUUAAGCCCUUAAAGGACCACUCUAGGCACCCAGAUCACUUCAGCUUAAUGAAGUGGUCUGGGUGCCUGGUCCAGCUAGGGUUAACCCAUUUUUUAAUAAACAUAGCAGUUUCAGAGAAACUGCUAUGUUUACUAAUGGGUUAAGCCUUCCCCCUAUUCCCUCUAGUGGCUGUCUCAUUGACAGCCACUAGAGGCGCUUGCGUGCUUCUCACUGUGAUUUUCACAGUGAGAGCACGCCAGCGUCCAUAGGAAAGCAUUGUAAAUGCUUUUUAUGCGACCGGCUGAAUGCGCGCGCAGCUCUUGCCGCGCGUGCGCAUUCGGCGUAACGGAGGAGGAGAGGAGGCAGAGAGCUCUCCGCCCAGCGCUGGAAAAAGGUAAGUUUUUACCCCUUUCCCCCUUCCAGAGCCGGGCGGGAGGGGGUCCCUGAGGGUGGGGACAACCCUCAGGGCACUAUAGUGCCAGGAAAACGAGUAUGUUUGUUUUCCUGGCACUAUAGUGGUCCUUUAAGGACCGGACUGUUUUUGCGAUGUUGUACAUUUGCGACCAGGCCUCUUUUUACACUUUUGUGGUGUUUGUGUUUAGCUGUAAUUUUCCGCUCUCUCAUUUACUGUUCCCAUACAAAUUAUAUAUUGUUUUUUUCAGGACAAAAGGGGCUUUCUUUACAUACCAUUAUUUAUAUAAUCUCAUGUAAUUUAAUUUAAAGAAAAUAACAAAAAAUGAUGAAACAUUGAAAAAAAUACAUGUUUUUUUACUUUUACUUGAAAAAUAUUUUACUCAUCUACUAAAGCGAAUGGAAAAAAAACUGCUGAAUAGAUUAAAGGACCACUCUAGGCACCCAGACCACUUCAGCUAAAUGAAGUGGUCUGGGUGCCAGGUCCUUCUAGGGUUAACCCAUUUUUUCAUAAUUAUAGCAGUUUCAGAGAAACUGCUAUAAUUAUGAAUGGGUUAAGCUUUCCCCCUAAUCCUCUAGUGGCUGUCUCAUUGACAGCCACUAGAGGCGCUUGCGUGCUUCUCACUGUGAUUUUCACAGUGAGAGCACGCAAGCGUCCAUAGGAAAGCAUUAUGAAUGCUUUCCUAUGUGACCGGCUGAAUGCGCGCGCAGCUCUUGCCGCGCGUGCGCAUUCAGCCGGCGGGGCGUAACGGAGGAGGAGAGGAGGCAGAGAGCUCUCCGCCCAGCGCUGGAAAAAGGUAAGUUUUUACCCCUUUCCCCCUUCCAGAGCCGGGCGGGAGGGGGUCCCUGAGAGUGGGGACAACCCUCAGGGCACUAUAGUGCCAGGAAAACGAGUAUGUUUUCCUGGCACUAUAGUGGUCCUUUAAGAAUUUUGUCCUGAGUUUAAAAACAACCAUGCCUUUUUUACAUGCCUUUUUGCUUUUUUUUUUUUUUUUUACAAGUUAUAGGGCUAUAGGUAGAAUUGCUGUUUUAAAACAUACAUUUUUAAAAUUUAUCAAUAAAGACAUUGUAACACUAUUAUCUGUCAUAAAUCUCUGAAUAACACCCCACAUGUACAUAUUUUUUUUUUUUUAAAGUAGACAACACAAGGUAUUCAAUAUGGGGUAUGUCCAGUCUUUUUUAGUAGCCACUUAGUCGAAAACACUGGCCAAAGUUAGCGUUCAUAUUUGUUUUUCUGUGAAAAAAGUAAAAAACUAAAUUGAAUGCUAAUUUUGGCCAGUGUUUGUGACUAAGUGGCUACUAAAAAAGACUGGACAUACCCCAUUUGCAAUACUUUGGCUUGUCUUCUUUUGCAAAUGGUAUGCCAUCAUGGGGGUAAUUCUCAUUCCUGGGCUACCAUACGCUCUCAAAGGCAAUGUAACCAACCUGGCCUUUUUCAAUGUAAAAAUAUUUGAGCCAUAUAUUUGACCCUGUAACUUUCAAAAAACGCUAUAAAACCUGUACAUGGGGAUGGGGUACUGUUAUACUCGGGAGACUUUCCUGAACACAAAUAUUAGUGUUUCAAAACAGGAAAACGUAUCACAACAAUUAUAUCAGCAGUAAAAGUGCUGUUUGUGUGUGAACAAUGCAAAAAAAAAAGUCACUUUCACUGACAAUAUCAUCGCUGUGAUAUGUAUUACUGUUUUGAAUCACUAAUAAUUGUGUUCAGCGAAGUCUCCCGAGUAAAAUAGUACCACCCAUGUAUAGGUUUAAGGGUGUUAUAGAAAGUUACAGAGUAAAAUAUAGUGCUAGCAAAUUAAAUUCUCUGGACGUUCGGCCUGGGUUGGCAGGCAGGUCCCUCAAAUUGCAAUCAAUAAAAUUACUUAAUUAUGUAAAAAUAUUACAUAAAUACGCACGUAGAAUUUAAAUAUAUAUGCAUAUUUAUAUAUUUGAAGUCUACGUGUAUAUUUAUAUAAUUAUGUAAUUUUGUAUAUGGACAUAUGUAUAUUUCGUAUUAUUUAUAUUUAUUUAUAAAUACAUAGAUAUAUAUAUAUAUAUAUAUAUAUAUAUAUAUAUAUAUAUAUAUAUAUAUAUAUAUAUAUAUAUAUAUAUAUACAAUUUCAUUCUAAGUGUAUUUUGAGAUAUAUAUAUAUAUAUAUAUAUAUAUCAAAAUACAGUUAGAAUAAAAUUUCAAAUAGAUAUAUUUUUUAUUAUUUUUACGUUUCUAUUUAAUUUGAAUUACUUAUUUGUAUUUUAUAAUAAAAUUUAUAUACACUAUAUAUAGUUAUUAUAUAUAUAUGUGUGUGUAAUUUAAUUAUAAGUGUAUUUUUAUAUUAAUAUAUGUACAUAUUAAUAUAAAAAUACACUUAGUAUGACAUUAUAUAUAUAUAUAUAUAUAUAUAUAUAUAUAUAAUAUAUGAUUUUUUUUUAAAAUUUUAUUAACAUUAACUUUCAUUUUUUUUAUUUUUUAUGAUUUUACACUAGCAGGGAGACUGCCUGUCAGCACAGGCAGUCCCCCUGCAGGCAUACACAUGGACACCUAUUGUGACCGCUCUGUUGAGCGAUCACAUGGCCCCAGGGGUCCUAAUCCGCCACGGGGAGACUGUCUGGGCUGCAGGCAGUCUCCCCACAACGGUUGCAACGCUGAUCACCGCCGGGGGAACGACGGCGAUCGGGUAAGUACAUUGCACCGUUAGGACGGUUCAGGACCGUCACCGGUUGGCAAUGCAGAUGGCGGUCCUGAACCGUCCUCGGUCCUGAAGGGGUUAAAGGAACACUACAGGCACCAAAACAACUUGAUCUCAAUGAAGUUGUUACAGUGUCUGGAGGGCCAGGGCACUGUCUUGCCUUAAUGGGGAAGACUACACUACAGCCUUCAUAAGGCCAGAAGCUGACACUCUCAGCCAAUAAGCUAGCUGUGUACUGCAAUGCUUGGUUUAGGAGAACUAAUGAAAGCUACUAAGCAGGAGAAUCCAGCUCUCCUACAGUGAAGGAAGAGAGUAGCAGCUGUCAGACUCCUGGUAAGGAGUGAAAUCCUUCUUAAAUGCUUUGCCUACUGACCAUGGGGGUAGGGGCCCAGGGCUUUUCUUGCACCAUAACUACUACAGCUUGUAAAGUUAUAUUGCAUGUAAAGUUUGUGCCAUGUAUACACAACUUUAAAAAAAAAUAAUGCAGAAAAUGCAAAUUACAUGUCUUUUACAACAAACUUUCAAUCUUCCUUGAAUGCUACGGAUACCACUCUUGAGUUUGGUAAUGAUCUGGAACUUUGACUAAAUGUUUGUGAGUAUCAUUUGCAUACAAUACCAUAACAACAGCAGAAAUUAGAUGUAUACAUAAAAAAGCUAUUAAAAAGUGUCCCAAUCAGAGCGAUGCCUUUAGGCAAGUUCCUUCUGGCAAAUCCAGUACUGGCCAACAAAUGAGUUGGCUAAUCACCGCAACACUUACCUCUGCAUUAAAUAGUUGGCUUUACGCUCCUUUUUCUUCUCGCUUAUGUGAUAACUUUUUAUAUGGAAGGAUAUGGCUAGUUUUAUUGUGUUUUAAAAUAGUUGAUAUGAUAACCCAAAACAUUGUGAUUUAAAAAAAAAAUGUAUUUCACCCCCUAACAGGAAGAAGUAUUAAUUUAAAAAUGAUUGACUCAGUUCAAAUACGUCGUCAUGGAGCUGUGGACUUUCAUUCGCACUAUGAAUCCCUGUGUGCAAUACAAGACUCAGUCCCAGUACCAGCUAUAAGAACCAGCUACGGGCACAGGACCCUAUGUUUUAAUGCGGAUAGGGUAAAAGUUUCUGACUGGCCACCUAUUCUCAAUUCUCUGAAAAUUAACAAGAAUUUGAAAAGUAUUUCAAUAAAAAGUUGCCAUCAGCCAGGACUCAGCGAUUCAGGUUUGUAAAAAAUCUUUAUAUAUGCAUUUUCCAGUGUUUUAAACAAAAAACCUUACACUGUCUUAAUUCAUGAGGUUUUAAAUCAGUGGUUCCCAACCCAGUCCUCAAGUGCCCCCUGCCAGUCCAGGAUUUUGGGAUUACCCUGUUGUGUCUGAAGUGUUUUUUUUUUUUCUUUUUUUUUUUUCUUCUACUAAAAACACCUUAGAAACAACUUGGUAAUCCCUACAUCCUGGACUGUUAGGGGGUACUCGAGGACUGGGUUGGGAACCACUGUUCUAGAGGGAUUGAUCAAAAACAUAUAUGAUCUGUGUUAAAGAUUAUUAUUAAAUUCACAUUUUUGCAUAGCAAAUUUGUUACUUGAGUUCUCUCUGUAUUUAGUUUGUUCAUUUCUAGUGUCUGUUUUCUAGUUUUUAUUGUUUAAAGGACUUUUUUUUACUAAUGGUGUUUCUUAAAGGAACCCUCUAACUUUAGAAAUGAAUAUUUGUAUAGGAUUAAAAAAUAAUAAAUCUGUGUGCAGAAUUGGCGCUUUUGUACAAAUUUAAUAAAUAUUUUAUUAGCAGCUACCACAUUUGUAUAGGGACUCUCCUCCCCUAUAGAAAUAUGCAUAAAUAGGUCUAUGCACUAAGUGGAAAAGAAAAUAUGUAUGAUCCACCACUAGUGUGAUUGUGGAGUGCUGAAAGAUUCAAUAACUUAAGGGGGCAACAACAUUUUUUUUAAGCAGCAGAUGGUAGGAGGUUGACUUGUGUUCUUAAUAAAAUAAUAUUUAUUAAACAAAUGUAACAACUCAAAUAAUAUAAAGAAAUCAAUUAAAAAGUCCUUUCAGAUCGUCCUUCCUGAAACGCGUUUCGCUGUAUAGUAACCGCUUUCUCAAUCGGUGUCCAUCAUGCUGCAUAUUGACGGUUUAAAUCUCUCCUCAUUCCUGCUGAUUGGUGAUUCGUUUAGGGAAUACUCCAAGUGGAUUCUUGAUUUCCGUAGGUGUGUGCUUGAAUCAGCUGUAUCAGAUGGAGUGUUUUAGCCCGGUCACAUGAUACCCCACAUGGCAAAAUACGUCACGUGCGGCGUCAUGAAUAGGGCAUGUUUUUACAUGGUCCGUGUAUAGUUCAUAGAAGUACUAAGGAUAACAUAAUUUCCUAUGUUUCUCAGCCAUUUUUAUUGUGGUAAAUUCUCUUCUAUGCCGGUGUUAGAAAUGAAAGUAUAUUGUUAUCCAUCUUCCCAGCAAGUCAUUGGGAUUAAUGUGGCUCAUUAGUAAAACACAUACAAAAGAAAACAAACGGUUAAAAAUCAGGGAAAAUGGUAUAUUAAAUCAACAUUAUUAUACAAAUUGAUAUAUAUACAAAAUAUACAUAUAUGCUGUUUAUAUAUGAAUAAUUAAAAUGCAUAUAAAUACAAUAUGAUUAGGUGUAAUUGAAAUAAAUUGUCUUAAUCAUGUACACUUCGUAUCUGCAUAAUAAAAUGCAAGUGAAUACAGUACAAUUAGGUGUAGUUAAAGUGAAUUGUCAGAGGGAAUAACCAGUUGAUACCAAGUGAUAAAGUGCACAACAAAUCUCAAUGUGAUUUAAGAACUGUUAAAAAAAAAUAAAAAAAUACUUUUUUCUUUUUUAUUAUUUAAAACUCUUUAAAAAUGGAAUAUUUUGAAUUUAAAAAUAAAUGAAAUUGGAUAUAUCUUUAUGAAAUUACUAAAAGAUAUAUAAAAAAUAUAUUUUUACAAAAAAAUUACACAGCUCAAAAUAAUCAUUGUGUUAAGAUUGAAGAUCCAUUGCAUUUCUUUUUUCCCAAUUUUCCUAAUAAAGUUGCCAACUCUCCAGUCUGUUAAUAUUUUCUGAAUUGCAAAGAACUGGAGGUAACUGGGAUCACUAUUGUGUUCUUUCUUAAAAUGUAGAGACAUCUACUUUUUAAAAAACUGUGCAAGUUUUAAGUCGUUUAUCCUCAACAUAUAUAUUGAGGUCUAAAAAUUCCACUGAAACUUUGCUAAAAUUGGUCAUAAGUUUAAUGCCCCAAUCAUUUAUUAUUAAAAUGUGUUAAAAAUGAUUUAAGAGUAAUCUAAUCGCCUUGCCAAAUAAAAAAUGUCAUCAAUGUAACGGCGAUAGACAACGAGGUCCGCAUCCCAUCUAUGGUCUUCAUAGAUUAAUUUUUGUUCCCAUAAUGCCAUAAAUAGAUUAGCAUAGCUGGGCGUGAUCGUGCCACAUGUCUGUAGAUAAAAGUUUUCUCUAAACUAAAAAUAUUUUUUGUUUAAAAUCCAUUUAAUACCUUUGAUUAAAGAGUCUAUCUGCACAUCCAAAAAUGUCUGUGAAUGUUCUAAAAAGUGUUUAGCAGCUUGGCAUCCUCUUUCAUGUGAAAUAAUAGUGUACAGUGAGCUGACAUCUGCUAUUACUAAAAAACUAUUUUUAUUCCAUUGGUAGUCUGCCAACACUUGAAUAUUUAAGGUAUCUUUAAAGGACCACUCUAGGUCCUUUUAAUUGUUAUUAGGGGUUAUUUGACAUUCUCACUAAAGGAUAUAUAUAUAUAUAUAUAUAUAUAUAUAUAUAUAUGGAAAAAAUGUAUGCCUAUAAGUCAUUGUGCCAUGGUAGUGUGUGUAUAUAUUUAUUAUAUAAUGUGUGUGUGUGUGUGUAUGUAUGUGUAUAUAUAAUAUUUUAUAUAUAUAUAUAUAUAUAUAUAUAUAACCGUGGCACAGUGACUUAUAGGGCUGGCAUACUUUUUUUUUUCCAGGGCUGCUUUGCAUUCCCAGCCGGACCCUGCUUACACAACAGAUCUGCAUUUUGCUUAUCUCACCACAUGUACAAACCUUUUCUUUCAUAAAAUGUUCUGACGUUUUAAGGCUACACGUGCUUGUAACUUCAUCUUCUUGUUGCCAAGGAAAAGGUGUUCCACUUUCAAUUGGUAGAUUUUUGCUUGUCUGGUCUUAAAGGACCACUUCAGCUCAAUGAAGUGGUGUGGGUGCCAGGUCCAUCGAGGGUUAACCCUGCAGCUGUAAACAUAGCAGUUUCAGAGAAACUAUGUUUACAUUAGGAUUAAUCCAGCCUCUAGUGGCUGUCUCAUUGACGCUUCCACGCUUCCCACUGUGAAAAUCACAGUGAGAAGAUGCCAGCGUCCAUAGGAAAGCAUUAUAAAUGCUUUCCUAUGAGACUGGCUGAAUGCGCGCGCAGCUCCUGCCGCGCAUGCACAUUCAGCCGAAGAGGAGGGUCGGAGGCAGAGAGGUGGAGGAGAGCUCCCCGCCCGGCGCUGGAGAAAUGGUAAGUUUAACCCCUUUCCUCUCCCCAGAGCCCGGCGGGAGGGGGACCCUGAGGGUGGGGGCACUCUCAGGGCACUAUAGUGCCAGGAAAAUGAGUAUGUUUUCCUGGCACUAUAGUGGUCCUUUAAGAUAACUAAGUCAUUUACAUACUAUUGGUUGAAGGCACUUGUCUAUGUAUUGGGACAACUUACUUGAAAUUGACCCAAUUCCAGAGACAAUAGGCCUUCCUGUGGCUUUGUUUCUAUCCUUAUGGAUCUUUGGUAAAUUAUACGAUAUGAUGGAAAAUACCAGUAUCUUUGGGUGUGCAAUGUUUAAAAAUGUAUAUUCUUUUUUAUUAAGAAUUCCCAAACAUUUUCCUUCUUCUAUGAGUUUAUCAUAUUCAUUUUUCAUUUCUCUACUUGGGUCUUUACUUAAAAUUUUAUCGGUACUAGCGUCACUUAUUUGACUGAUAGCCUCUUGUGUAUAGUCCUCACUAUUUAAAAUAACUAUUCCCUUGCCCUUGAGGGCUGGUUUUAUCCAUAUGGUGUCGUCUUGUCUCAAUUCUUUAAGUGCUUGUCUUUCGCCAAAGUUAAGGUUAUACUGACUUUGGUGUGGUUUUUUAAUUUUAUCGAUCUUCCUCGUGACCAUUUUCUCAAACGUAGUCAUUUUCUUAAUCUAGGGUAAAAUGUCAAAUUUUCCCUAAGUUCUGUAUGUACAAAACCUUUAUUUUCUAUAUGAAUUAAUGACCUUUCAAUUGAAUUUUUUUUUAAAUAUUUUUUUUUCACAUUUUUCUUUUGAAUCUAUUUAGAUCUAACAUAUACACUGAAUUUGUCUAAAGGAUUCGUAGGCGCAAAUUUUAAAGGGACACUAUAGUCACCAGAACAACUACAGCUUAUUGAAUUUGUUCUAGUGAGUGGAAUCAUUACCUUCAGGCUUUUUGCUGUGACCACUGUCUUUUCUGGGAAAAUGCAGUGUUUACAUUACAGCCUAGUGAUAACUUCACUGGCCACUCCUCAGAUGGCUGUUAGAGAUCCUUCUUGGGUCAUGGCUGCAAAUCUGUUGGAUCCAAGACUCAAAGGUGCAAACAUAAGUGAUGAUGACACUGCUACUGGAUCACAAAACAAGCAUCACAUUUAGGACUUGAUGUUGGGAAGGUACUUUCAAAUGUUACAUAACAUCUUCAGGGAUUUGGUCCAGGAAUGCAAUCUGGGAUUCUGUUCUGUUUUGAGAAGCUUGUUUUGAUCCGGGGAAACCUUCAGUUUUUAGAGGUUCCUAAUUGUGAUGACGGACAAAAAAGAGUAGCUGCAGAAGCAGAGACGGAUACUGACAAUUUCACCUCAGAAAAUGAUUCUGAUUAAAUGUCCAUUGAAACUUAGUCCCACUCUCUUCUUAAAGGGACUCUCCAGGCAGAGGAUUUUACUCACCUGGUUCCAGUGCCGGGAGCCUCGUGAAGCCGCGCCCCCCUUAUUUCGUCAAAAUGACGAAAUAGGCGGGUGCGAGCAGGGAGCAAUCAGACGCUGGCAUUCAUGCCGCCCUCUGACAUGUACAAGGCCUUUUUAGGCCCCUACAUGAUUGGAAGUCCCUCUGGUGGCCGUCUGAGUGACGGCCACUGGAGGUAUUCCUAUCAAUCAAUGUAAACACUGUAUUUUCUCUGAAAAUACAGUAUUUGCAUUAGAUUGCCUGCAGGGAGCUAUAGAUCUCACCUGAACAACUACAUUAAGCUGUAGUUGUUCAGGUGACUAUAGUGUCCCUUUAACACUUCUCCCAUCUUCAUUUUUUUUAUUUAAUACUGUGGAGAGGAAAUAUAAAAAAAUUGUUACUUUUGCUUUUGAAAAUUGUUUUGUAGAGGCUUUUUGGCUGUUCCACAUAAGCAGUUAAGGAGAUUGUUGCUCCCUUUGUUACAAAUAAAUAUUUAAAAAAAGUAAAUUCUGUUUGUGAUAAUUGUUUGGCUACACUAUAUUUUUAAUAUGCUAGUUGUGAUAAUUUUAUGCCAAAUUGUCCAUAGUCAUAUUUUAUGUUCCUAAAGUAACAGAAUGACUUUCAAUCUUAAAAAGACAAAGUGCUAAUGUAGCAUUUUUUUCAAUUUUUCCGAGCUUCAAAAUUUCCGGAAAUUUUAUAUCUCUAGCCUAUGCAGAACAGCAUUGGGGAUAGCGCAUCACCUUGAUGUUCACUUGUGUUAUUGUACUGGAAUUGGCUUCUAGAGUUGUUUUGCAAUUGCCCAUCGAGGUCUUGAUGAAGGCUCUUAUUGUUUUUCUGAUCUUGUAGAGAGGUUGUGUCACAGGCGUUCUUGUAGUCAAUCCAGGUUGUGCACAGAUUGGUCUGUCUGGCCUUAUAAUCCCUUGUGACUGCUUAGUCUACCAGUAGUUGGUGUUUUGAUCGUCUGGUGUUUCCAAUCCCCUUCUAAGUAUUGCUCAUAUAUUGACUCAUAUGCCUUUGGAUCUUGGAGGCUACGAUGCCUGACAGGCAUUUCCAUGUUGUGGGGAGGUAGGUUAUUGGUCAGUAGUUGGAUGGUGUUGUUCCCUUGUGAUUGUUGUUCAUGAUCAGUAUUGUUCUGCCUUGUGUUAGCCAGUCAGGGUGGGAGCUUGUUGCUUGUAGCUGGUUCAUUUGUGCUGCUAGCAGCGCUGUUAAAGUCUUUAUCCAGUAGUUGUGGAGCAUGUCAGGUCCUGGGGCUGACCAACUCUUCAUGUGUGCUGCUCUUUAUACCCACAUUCUCAUUCAAAUCUCUUGUUGCGCUUAACCUCGCCUUCAGCCUGUCAAAUGGAAGCUGGCUGUUUCUGUUACAGCUUCCAUAGUAAAAGAUGCUGUCUUUCAUAUGUGUGUUUCUUUGUCCUCCCUUGCCUUUCUGUGUCUCAUUGGCGCUCCCAGCCUCUCUGUGUGUCUUUGUCCCUCCCAGCCUCUCUGUGUGUCUUUGUCCCUCCCAGCCUCUCUGUGUGUCUUUCUCCCUCCCAGCCUCUCUGUGUGUCUUUGUUCCUCCCAGCCUCUCUGUGUGGCUUUGUUCCUCCCAGCCCCUCUGUGUGUCUUUGUUCCUCCCAGCCCCUCUGUGUGUCUUUGUUCCUCCCAGCCUCUCUGUGUGUCUUUGUUCAUCCCAGCCUCUCUGUGUGUCUCUUUGUCCCAAUAGCCCCUCUGUGUUUCUUUGUCCCCUAAUCCCUUUCCUCCCCCUCCUGUCAGCCCUAUGGGUGCCUUUUCCCCCCUCCUGUCAGCCCUCUGUGUGCCUUUCCCCCCCUCCUCUCAGCCCUCUGUGUGCCUUUUUCCCCCCUCCUCUCAGCCCUCUGUGUGCCUUUUCCCCCAGAGGGCUGAGAGAAGCCUUCACAGCAGGUCGAGGGGAUGGGGGAAGAGGCACACAGAGGGCCAAGGGAAGGCCCUAUGCGUACCUUUGCCCUCCUCUCCCCCCUACCGUGGACCGCAGCACGGUCACACUACAUACAGUGACCAGCAGGAGGGGAGUGCUGUGCGCCCUAGGCCGCCUAGCAGUCACACCGGUCCUGUUCUGAGGAAUAAUCCAAGCACCAUAACAUCUGCAGUCCGCUGUAGUGAUUUUGAUGCUAGGAGUGCCCUGGCUCCCUCCUGGAUUAAAUGAACACUAUAGAGUCAGAAACACAAACAAGUAUCCUGACCCUAUAGUGCUAAAACCACCACCUAGAUCCCCUGCCCCCCCACUUGCCUCCCUAAAUACAGUCAAAUCUUGCUUGCAUUCAAGUCUGCAGCUGCUGGCUUUGCCCCUGACAUCAUCAGAUGUGAUUCUCUGAACCAAUUACAAUGCUUUUCAAUAGGAUUGGUUGAGCUUGUCAAGGAAGCAUAUCAGGGGCAGAGCCAGCACAAGUCAAACACAGCCCUGGCCAAUCAGCAUCUCCUCAUAGAUAUUAAUUGAAGUAAUGCAUCUAUAUGAGAAAAGUUCAGUGUAUUCAUGCAGAACGUGGAGACACUGGCAGUGCUGCACUCUGUGCAACACUGCACCAGGAAGCACCUCUUGUAAGCAUCUGAUGAGUGGAGGUGUCCCUAGGCUGUAAUGUAAACCCUGAAUUUUCUCUGAAAAGACUGUGUUUACUGCAAAAAAGUCUGAAGGUAAUGAUUCUACUAACCAGAGCAAAUACAAUAAGCUGUAGUUUUUCUGGUGACUUUUUUUAUGUAGACUUAUGUUAUAGUUUAAAGAACAAACAGAGAUGAAAAUUCUUGAGGAUUUUAAUCUCUACAAUUUACUCCUUUAUAAAUUCAAACCUGAAUCCUUCUGUGUGUUUGUUUCUAAUUAUGUAUCAUUUUUGGUGACAGGUGCAGAAAAGCUUGGAAUCUAUUUCAAAAGACGUGUUCCACCCAUUCAUUCAAAGGACAUGACUUUUCAGUUAUGCGCAUCCAUUGCAGGGUGUUUAAGUGUAUCAAAUUCCUUGAGUAGUUUGGAACUUCAUGGACUGCCCUUACGGAAAAGAGACUUAAAAAUUUUAGCAAAGGUAAAUCUACAACUUACAUGUUUGUGCUUUAUAAUCCACCAACUGAUAUUGUGUAUAUAUAUGUGAUAUAAUUUUUUUAGUCCACAUUUUUGCCUGUGAAUUUACCAGAAUUUAAAAGUAUAGUUGAGUUUUGCUUUCUAUUAUAGGCAUUGGAAGAUUGUCAUUUCUUCAUAUACUGGCAUUAUUCUUGUUAAAUGAGCUUUGACUUUUAAUUGAAUAUAAAAUAAGUGUCAACAUGUCAUUUCUUUGACUAACAAUUGCCUAGGCACACUAGGCAGUAUCCUAGGACAUUUUCAAUGUAAUAUUUUUUAAUUUUUUUUCUAAACCACAAUAAUAUUGGAUACAAGUACCCCCUUUAAGAAGAAAAAUAAAAAAAUAUAUUUUGGAAUAAGUUAUCAAUGUGAUUUGUUAUUUUUUGUCUAAAACCAACAAUCCAAGCACUAUAACCACUUUACAAAACAGACAUGUGCUCUGUUGAACAAUGGUUCUCUUUUGUGGUUAUGCAUGUGCUGUUACGCGCACAUCAUAUCAUAAUGCAAAGUUCUCAGUUAAUGGUAAUUGUGGACCCUAAUAAAUCUGCUGCGUUCAUAAAGCACCCGUUACAAAAUAAUGCAAUUCUCAUGCCUUGGGUGUGUGCUUUAAUAUGAAUAGCUAGGAUAGUGCUUAUAACUGAAUUUAUAAAACAAGCUAAUCUCCUUUGUUCUUUCUCUUAUUUAAGGGCUUGGCUGCCUCCAAAUCCUUGGAAAGUGUGUCUUUACCACACUGUUCUUGCGGAGAUGAAGGAUUGGAAAGUAAGGUGUUGCCUAAUGAACAAAAUUUGUCAUUCUUGCUUUUUUUAUUUACAUUGUUAUUCAUUAAAAUAUGAAUAGUCAGGAAUUCAAAAUUAAUUUCAAAUUAUAGGCCAAGAUAGAACAACCAUUACAUUCUUUAUUCACCUAUGGUUUUUCACCAUUGCAGUUCUGGUUUUAUGGACAUGCAUAGUUCCAUUGUAAUAUAGAUGGAAAGCAAAAGACUCAUCUCUGCCCAGUUCACCCUUUCACAUAUCUGUAUUACUGCUAUUGAACCAAAAGUAGGCAUUGGUAACUCCCAUAGGGAUUGCUGGUAAAAUUCUAAGCAAAUGUGAGAAUCUACCAUGUCUCUUUUUUAAUUGCAUGGUUUAAAUAUAUGUAUUCAUUUUAGCAGUAUACCCUAUGAGAUUAUCUCGUUUUUUUCUCCUACCCACUUUUUAUUUGUAUGCUUGUAAAAGCGCCAAAGUCUGGAGUCACUGUACAUAGUAAAGCUGCACUAUAACGUUUGGAAUACAAACAUGUAUUUUCAACGUUAUAUUUUUGUACUCCCUUUUUAAAUUUAGGGCCCCCUAAUCUAAAUUAAAAAGAAAAGGGUCUUCGUCACCUUUUUUUUUUUCCCCAGUGCUCAGACUCACUCUGUGCAUCCUCCUGCUCCGCCACCCAUGAGGUCAUCCCUCAGGCUGUAGUCUUCUCAUACAAUCAAAUGCUGCUCAUAGGGAAGAACUGAAUGAAAUGCUUCUCUAUUAUAUGAUUUUAAAAUGUUCCAUGUCCUCAUGAAAUACACAAGGACCUGGAACAUCACAUUACUGAGGGAAACUCUGUUGUACCAGCAGAAGCACCCUCUACUUUAGCUUGUAAACAUUUCCUUAUCUUUAAAAUUACAAUGCUUACAUUGCUGGACUUAAAGGCCACUGCACCCAGACCACUUUGGAGGUACAUCUACUAAACUGUUUAAAGGGACACUACAAACAUAACUGUGCAGGGUUGGCUAAAUGUGUCAGCUGAGCUCUUGGCCAAUGAGCAGGCUGUUAUGGAUAAGCUGCAAGGAGUGGCCUUACACUUUCCUUUGCAAGUAGAUUGCAAAUAGUUUUAGAAUGACCUGGCUACUUAUCUAUGUUCUGAUGUGCACCACUCUCGGCAGCAGUGCAGGGCCAGCUAAUUCACUGAGAGCGUCGGCUGUUUGUUGUCAGUUAAUGAACUAAGCCCUGCACUGACAGGGUUAGCUGAGACUGAGAGUUUCCUGCUCACCUGGAUGCUGUAGAUGAGGCAGGGUCUGGCACCUAACAGACCUUAGGUAAGAAGUCAAAACUGCUCUAAAACAGUUUAUAUAUUUAUAUUUCACAUACCUUGUUGUUUUCUUUUUUGAAGUGUAACUAAACUGUUACAACAAGCAAACAUGGAUCGCUGUUUGAACCCCACCGGGUCUUUUUAAAGAUAAAAUAUACUGUGGGUCAAUGCAUUAAUCUAGUAUAUAUUUAGUUAUAUAAACUACACUCUCUAUAUUUGUUCUUGACAAAGAACUGGUGUGUUACCUAACAGUGUGAAGUGCAUUUGCAGGUAGCAGUGCUUCUAGUAUUGGCUCAUCUCCCAUGGUGCUGCCCUCGGCUUCUAUUACAUUAAGAAAUGAAGGAGCACUCGAUGGUUUGGAAUAAAUAAUGGGCUUUAUGAAAAGCUGUGAAACUUGCCUACAAUGCAGUGCAUUGACAUUAUCUUGUUGCCCGAUUCACACAUGGUGAGAACUCCUGAUGAUCUCUCGUCCAGACACAUACUUGUCAUAAAAAAACAACAAUGAGGACCUUUGGCAGUAACCAAAGCAUUACCAAGCAUUGAAUCCAAUACUUCUCAAUGAGAAGCAUUAGCUAGGUUUGGCAUCAUCAUUCUGCACGCUGACCGAAUGUCAAAGGUACGCUAUAGGCACUUCUACCACUUCAGCUCUUUAAAGUGGUCUGGUGCAGUCUCCCAGGUCCCUUAACCAUGCAAAGAUAAUUACUGCAGUUUUUAAUAAACGGCAAUAAUUACCUUUAAGGCUAAACUCCAUCUCUAGUGGCUGUCUACCAGACAGCCUCUAGAGGGACUUCUGGGUUGUGAGGGGACAUUUGGUUGCCUGACGCAGGACAUCCACAUGUACAUUAGGUCUUCCCCGCCAAUGUCAGGAGCGGAGGCAGAGCCUGAACCAGCACCAAGGGACAUCUGCGCGGAAAUCCGGUAAAUGACAGAAGGUGUUUCUAACUCCUUUUGCACCCCUCAUAUUAGCAAAGUGUUUGUUAUUACUAGUUGCUGUUUGUCACGGGUUUGUGAGUCUAUUGCUGUUAUUCCUUCAAUCCUCCACUAGUCCUAAUUCCAUAUGUACUGAAUAUAGUGAAAGUAUUCCAUUUGUGUAGUUUCCCCAAUAUAAUGGACACAACCAGUCGUAUUGGGUAAAAGCAGCAAUCUGAACUUUAUUAGGCCAAACUCUGCUUUUUAUGCAGUGCUGCUAGCAUGGGGUUUCUAAUACAAAAUCACAGGGGUUUCCUUCCCACAAGCCAUUGUGUUUGAGAGAUAGUUGAACUUCAAUUAAGCUAAUCCAAUUAUCUCUCAAAUAGGAAAACUUACAUACAAUUUUUACAUAUCACAAAAACAUGACAACAGCAUCGGAACCCCACAAAAAUUAUAUUCCAGAAUAGCCCUGAUAUGAGCGCACAACCUAUCCAAAAAGCGUUCAGAUCGGUUCGGUAAAAUGAAGUUAUGUUCGUGCAUAUAUGAACUGGCUGCCUGGUAGUGGUGGUAUUGUCAAUUUCAAGAGAAGUUAAUUUGAUUGUAUAGGAUGUCAGAGGUUACAAUCUAAAUUCUUCUUUGAAGCUGGGACCCCAGUAGAGUUACUCUGUAAGGUGUGAGAAGUCACAUAUAAGUGGCCUGGAAGUCUAUAAACUAACUCUCUCAUUUGCCAUAUGUCCUGAUUCCCUCCUAGGAGUCCUUUGAUAUGAACAAGCCUUGUGUUCCAAUAUCAUAUGCAAAAGAGACAUCAACACCUAUCCACAGAUUAAUACUCAUUUUUAUCAUAUUUAGAAUUGGACAAGCACAAUCUUUCAGUCAAGCCUAAACAUGAUUUGCUAACAAGGGGACCCCACAGAAUCUGUUCUGUAACCGAACAGAAGGGAACAAUUAAAUUUGAAUGCAGGGAAAAAUUAGAUGAUACAAAGUAUAAUUAAGGGAACACGUACAAGGAGUCCCAUUUCCCGUGACACUGUUAUUUCAAAUGUAUAUGUUUUUCUCAGCCUCAGGCUCUCCCUGCUUCUCACAGUGUAGUUAGACACACUGACUCACAUGCAGAUACACAGACACACAUACAAACACUGAAACAUCUGCAGUUACAAACACUGACACAUGUGGAUCCACAGACACUCAAAAACACUGGCAUACAUACAGAUACAGACAUGUAAAAUCACAGAAAGAUACAAACACUGAAACAAAAACAAACAAUGACACACAUGCGGAUGCACAGACACACAGAUACAAACACUGACACAGAUGUACAGAUACACAAAUCCAAAUAAUGACAUGCUCACAAGCUCAUAGAUGCAGAUACAAACACUGCAACUAUGUCUGUAUCUGUCAAUCACUGACACACAUACAGAUACAAACAAUGAGACACAUACAGAUACACUCACACAGAUACAAACACUACAUAUAUACACAUAUAAACAACCAAACACACAUAGGUAAAACAUUUUGCCACCCUCCUGCUUCCUACCUUUUAGGUGCAGGGUGGUGGCUUCUGCAGGCUGCUGGGAGUUAGGAACUUGUGCCUCUCUUCCGGUCCGGCCCCCAUUCGUGCCAUCCCUCUCACGAGCAUCUUGGUAUCUUUCAGCAGGUUGAAGUGCCCAGCUUUCUCUCACUUCCUCACAGCUCUUCCUGCAUAUUAGAAGGGUCCCGGAUGUUCUGUUAAUGUGCAGCAGGGCACGACCGGGAUCCUCAUGGCACAAGUCCAUUGGGUGGCCUGAAGUACCAUGUGAUGCACCCACUAACACUGUGGACCCUGGCCCAUGCAACUGCAGCGCUACCAUUACCAAAUUUGUUUUGCGUAACCCUGUGGGUGCACUGGAUUGUACCCCUGGUGGUACGAGUAGGGGAAUCCCUGGCUUAAGGAAAAGCUCUACGCAUCAAUUCAAGUUUAAUACAUUUGUUCAAUUUUGGCCUUAUAUGUAAGCAGUAUGUUAGCAUGCUGAAAUCUUUAUAGUUUUUGUACAAAAAUAAAUAAAUACAUGUUUUGCAGAAUUCUGCACCAUGAACAUGCUUCGUUAGUAACACCCCUCAUGUCAGAAACACUUCUUUAUUAAAAGUAUGUACACAGUCUAAACAGCCCCAACAAUUUCCUGCAUCAAUUUAAUUAGUUGAUUUUAUAUGUAAUAGUUUGAUGUUUUUUUUUUUGUUUGUUUUUUUUUUAGCAAGGUAAUCAGCGGACCUGUACUUUUGAUAUGACCCCUAGCAUUUCUGUAGGUAAAUGUGGCAUAUUUAUAUAAACAGGUACUAACUCGUAAAAACACUGAAAAAUUAUAAUAUUUAUUUUUUGUCUGGUUCUUCAAGGGUUAAAGUUGUCCAUUUCCCAUCACUUCCUGUUAUGCAUAGGAAUAGUGGAAUUGUUCAUUUUCUUUUCUUGGUUUUGGUGUUUUACUUAUCUGCUGAAAUAAGAUUGUGAGCCAUGCUGAUUAUACAACUGCUAAAGUGAGUGAGUCAUUUCCCAGCACUACUUCCCCCAGUGACUUGCUGCUUUUAUUGCAAAUAUUUUUUGCUUCUGUUUCCCUGGUUUCCACAGCGAUUAGAGGAGUAUAAAUUUAAAAUUGUAUUUUUGAAUCUGCAACGCCUCCUACAAUCAGCUGUUCUGUUCCAUUUUUUUCUAAACAUAUGAAUUAAUGAGUUUCCCAUAAAGCAUUCAGUCUAAACAAACCUCAUAUUGACAUUACCCUUACUGAACAGUGAUAGUUUUGGGUCCUGUGGAAUUAUGCUGUUCAUAAUUGGCACCCAACACUUGGCAAAAAUACUAUAAUAUUAUAUUAAGCAUUGUUAAAUGGAACCCUGGUAACUCUAGCCAUUGAAUGCAUGUUUGUUUAUUUCUCUGUAUUAAUGUAGUAUCACAUCUUAACAUUAUUUUUGUUAUCCUCUAAUGGCUUAGUAAUUUGUCAGAGUAUUAAGAAUUCUGAAACAAUCAAGAUUGUGGACUUCACUGGAUGCAGCUUGACAUGGCGUGGAGCUGAAUAUAUAGCCAAUGUAAUAAAGGUAUUGUUUCUGACAGUAUGUACUGUAUAUAUGUGAGUGCUUUUGUAUAAUAAUCACUGUAGUCACCUUAUUCCAUUCCACCUUAUCACCAAGCUGUUCCACUGGAGGAAAUCUUACGUUACUGUUAAGUUGGGUGUGCAUUGUGGUAUCACAUGCUAUCCCAUUGUGAGUAGACCUUUUAAUAUGGAAUUGUACCUUACAGGUAUACUCUAACCACCAAAACAACUUUUAGCUUAAUGAAUCCGUGUUGGUGUACAUAUCAUACCCCUAUACUUACUGCUCCAUUUUCUGCUAUUUCAGAGUUAAAUUGCUUGUUUUUAUGCAGCCCAGGAAAACCUCCCCGUGUUGUGACUCACACAGCUUCUGUGACAAAAAAAGGCUUGCAUUUCAAACCAAUCUUGCAGCUCAAUGUGAAGUUCUUGACGCCUGUUUUAAUUGCACUUUAGUAACACACGAGACUGUUACAGACUUUAGCAGGUUGGGAGAAAAGAACAUCUAAAUUAAAUCCAAUGUGCAAUACAAGAAGAUUAAUAAAGAGAUCUCUUUUCAUCAUAGCCUUUGAAGGUGUGGCUAGAAUGCAUAAGCUAAACUAUUUAAAUCCAAAAUAAGAAUUGAACUGUGAGACUGCAGGGGCAUAAUUUAUACAUCAAAACCUAUUAAUUAAAGAAACACUCCAAGCAUCAUAAUUAAAGCAUCUUGCAUUAGUUGUUAUGGUGCUAGGAGUGCCUUGAUAGUUGGCACCCUCCCAAAGAAUGGUUUAACAACUUACCUUAGAUGUGCCAGGCACCGCUGUGAUGGUUAUGGUGCCAGGGGUGUAAUCAGCUAGAUGUCUGCUGCUGCCUCCGGAAUGCUCGCAAUCAAUGUAUCUACCGUAGACCGUUUAACUACAUACCCUGAAAGAGAGAAAGGGUACUCCAAACACCAUAACCACCAUACUUAGUUAUAAUGGUUAUGUUCCUUGGAUUGUUCCUUUAAACUAAUAUUUUGAUGCUUUGAGUGUCCCUUUUAAGGAAUAUACAUAUGUCCAGAAAACAAAUCACACGCUAUGGCAUGUAAUGAAUGGUUUAGUUAUCACAUGCCUUUCUUCAAACCUUGACUUAACUGACAGAAGUGGGACCUGCUGUUGCUUAACCACUUCAAGGUUCAAUACAUUUCUCAUUUUAAGGUAUAACCUCAAAUAUGUUUAAUGACAUGUGAGAAUCUAACGUUUGGUUACAAAAUCUAUCCUUGAUACUUAAUUGAUGAUCAGGCCACUUUUAGGUGAAAAUAAAGAAACAUUAUAAUUCGUUCUAACUGGUUCACUAACCACUAUACCUGUUCAUAAUUGUUAGAGGGAUAUUGUAGGCACCCAGACCACUUCAGCUCAUUGAAGUGGUCUGGGUGCAAUGUCCCUUAACCCUACAGUGGUAAUUAUUGCAGUUUCUGAGAAACUGCAAAAAUUACCUCUGAGGGUUAACUCUACCAUACAGACACUCCCGGAAUCGAAACGGACCUUUAUCCGACACUGGUCCGUUAUCUGACACUGGUAGUCCUCACGCUCUGAAUGAGGAACUCCAACGUCAGAUUUUUUUCUCCAUAGGAAAGCAUUGAAUAAAAUCCUAAUGCGAGUGCGGCCAUUGCUGUGCAUGCGCAUUAGGUCUCCCCUGCCAACUGACGGUGGGGAGGAGUGUGGACGGAGCCUGACCCAGCGCCAAGGGACAUCAGUGCUGUAUUCAGGUAAGUGAGUGAAGAGGGGGGGGGAGACACUGCAGGAGCCUAUAGUGCCAGGAAAACGGGUUUGUUUUCCUGACACUAUAGAAUCCCUUUAAAACAGCUUGUUUUUAGUUGGUGACAAAGGUACUGCAAACUGUUAUGCUAUUUUAUUGAGUUAUACAGAUUUUAAAUGAAAACAUAAUAUUAUAUAUCGUUUGAAUGUAACAAACAGUAUUUGUGUAUGUAAUGCUUUUAGCGAACCAUUUAUGUCGAGGUCUGUUAUUUAAAUGUCUUUUUACUCUCAUAGCAUCAAGCAACCAGACGACAUAGUGAGACCUGGGCUGAAAGCCUGAGAUACAGAAGACCUGACCUUGACUGCAUGACAGGACUGAGACGUGUCACACUAAACUGCAAUACCUUUGUGGGCGACCGUGGAGCCAAUUCUUUAGCAGAAAUACUUGCCGAAGAUCUUUGGCUAAAAGGUAUUACAAAUACCAUAUAAAACUACACUGUGAAACAGAUAUGACCAAGACUAGCAGUAUUUCUAUAAAACCCUAAUGUCAAUGUCUUGAAGACUUAAAGGGACACAGACGUAGAAAUAUCUCAAUUAUCAAGAUAAAUUGAAGAAUAAAGGGAAUUUAUAAUUUUCCAUGUAGUUGCACACUUCAUACAAAGAUCAAUAUUUUUUUCAGUAAUUAUCUUGUUCUUUGUUGUGUUGUGAAAAGCUGCUCUUUAUAUUGUGUGUUUUUUCCGUAAAAUCUACAGGUUAAUUUGUUUUCCUUCUUAUUUCCACAAUAGCUCUAGAUAUGCGUCAGUGUGGCAUAUCCAAUGAGGGUGCAGAGUCCUUCCUCAAAGCUCUUCAGACGAAUACUACUCUACUGGUACUGGAUAUGAGACAAAAUCCUCUAAUUGGUAUGGUUUGUUUUUUUUCAGGGAAACUGGUCAUUGGAAUGAUUUUAGAUUUUUGUUCAAAACCUCAGUCUUGUGAAUAUGAAAUGAAGUAGGCAUUUAUUCAUAUAACUGUACAAAUGAUUAUUCUUUUUUAAAUUUGGUUAUGGAACAAAAACUUUUUACAUUUUAUUUUGUCACUUAUAGCAAAACUGAAAUCUUGUUGCAUUAACAACCAUUGUUAACAACAACUGUGAAGAUCUAAAAAUAAAAAAAUCAUGGUAACUUAUAGUGCUGUUUAAGAUAAGGCUGGCAAUGCAUUUGUAUAUAGUUUGCAGGAAUAAUUAUUUGUGUGUAGGAGCAGCACAUGUAAAUGCAUGAGUUUAUUUGCAUAUAUUUUAACAGUGAAUUCAGAAUCCCAAUUGUUAAUAGUACUAGUAGUUAUUGUUUUGUCAGUUUGCUUGAAUCUUGUUUAGGUGCUGUUUCUGUAAGCCUCAGACCCUGCUACACCACCAGUGGAUCCUCUCCUGCCUGUCAUUGUAAUAACUGUAAUGCCACCAUAAUUUGUCUAAAGUAAAAAUUGUCAGGAAUUCAAAGUGAAUUCAAAAUUAAUUUCAAAUCAAGGCCAGAAUAGCCAAGCUGGAAACAUUUCCUAAUCUAGCUACUUUUGGAUUACGCUUGAAAUUUACUCUGAAUUCCUGAUAAUUCUCACUUUAGUUAAUAACUCGACUGAUGUGGGGACAUUAUAGCCAUGCACAUAUGAUUGAUAUAUAAAUACAAUUUUCAAAACUGAUAAGUAAUUUUGUAUAUUGGUUGUGAGCAUGCCCAAUCACAUAUUUCUGGUUUUUAUUUUUAUUUUUAUUUGAGAUUUAAAUUGAAAGAUUUUAAAAGAUCCAAUACAAUCAGUUUUGAAAAUGGUAUAUAUCAUAAGGUUCCAGUAGAGCAGAAGAGUAUCUCGUAAGUUUCCUAAAAAAGUGUACAUAGCAUGUGUAACACAAAUUAGCGUUCAUUACUAAUUCUAAGUAAUAGGAAAAUGUCUUGAAAAUGUGUAGUAAUUUAAGAUAUUUUUAAAUAAACGCAAAUAGAAUUAAAGGGCCACUAUAGUCACCAAAACAACUUUAGCUUAAUAAAGCAGUUUUGGUGUAUAGACCAUGCCUCUGAAGUUUCACUGCCAUUUAGGAGUUAAAUCACUUUUGUUUCUGUUUAUGCAAUUCUACCCACACUUCUCCUGCCUGUGACUGACACAGCCUGUAUGAAAAUAAAAUUAUUUUAUUUUCAAUCAAAUGUAACUUACUUUAAAAGUUUUUAUCUUCCAUUCUGUAAAUUGAACUUUAGUUACACACAGAAUGCUCUUGCAGGGUCUAGCAAGGCAUUAACAGAGCAGGGGAUAAGAAAUUCUAAAUUAAAGAGUUUGCAAUAAAGGAAUUGUAAACAUUAGAUAACUCUUUACAGGAAGUGUUUAGGACAGCUGUGUUGGUUAGAUGCACAGAUGUGUGCCUAGAACUGUAUAAACAAAGUGCUGCAACUUCUGAAUGGAACAUUAUUGCACAGUGAGAUUGCAAUGGCAUGAUCUAUACACCAAAACUGCUUCAUUAAGCUUGUGUUUUUUUUGGUGACUAUAGUGUUCCUUUUAGGCUAUGCAAAAAAGUUCACCUUGGGUUUUUAUUUUGUUGGAACAUUUCUCCCAGAUAUAUUUAAUGUGCAAUCCACACCCCCAUUUAUAUGUAAGUAGCAUAAUUGCAAGAGUUUAGAGGAGCUGUGUGAAAAUUUUCCAUGAGAAUUAAAAAAUUUUUUUUUUUCAUAAUCCAGUUAACAAUUCAUUUGCACCGGUCCAAUAAAAGUAAUUUCAUGAAUAGUACGCAAAAAGCUCUAACAGUAGUGGUCAUGUGGGAUACUUUUGAAUCCAUGCAACUGAUUGUUGUGACUGCUGUACCAACUGUGUACUAAUCUGUCCCUGUAGAGGAGCAGGAGAUCUGUUCUCAAAGUAAAACAGAUUUCUCCCACAUGAUUCGUUUGACCAUAUUUCAGUGUUUGACAGGAUGCUCUAAGAUGCAAUGUAGGGAUCAUAGAUGUCAAACUCCAGAUGUUAGGGACAGCCUGAUUUUCAGACAAUACUUUACUUUUGCUCAGUGAUGCACAAUUUUAACUGAUUACAUAUUCAGUAGAUAAAUCCUAAUGCCAUAUCAUAAUUCUAGCUCAUUAGGAUCACGUUUGACAUUUCCAGGUUAUGACUAAACGCUGCUUUAUGUUUUUGUUUUAGAUUAUUCAUUGCUGAAGACUCUCACGGAGAGAGUCCUUAUGAAUGCACAUGGUUCAAAUUCUGAGGUAUGUUUUGUCAGCUAGUUGGUUCAUCAGUGAUCAGAAUAUGAUACAUUGUACUAGAUAAUUUGAAGACCAUUGCCAUGUCAGGCUUGUGCUAUUGAACAAUGAAUUGGCAUUUGAUGUUUUAGUAAAGUUGCAAUAAUAAAACAUGCAUCUUAAUGUCCUGUGUGUUCUUGGUGGUUCUGCACUAAAAAAGAAAAAAAAGAAAAAAAGUUUUUGCAUAUCAUCUGUUUAUGGUUAAGACUUUUUGUAAGUAAAAAAAAAAAAAAAACAACAAAAAAAAAGUUGGCCUUUCCUCGUACACAUUCAUUCUGAUAAUUUAAAAUAUCAGAACCUUUAGAUUCAGCAACUGGUAGGCACUCUGUUAGUAUUAGGAACUACAGCCAAAGAUUUUAAGUAUCAAAAGCAUGGGCCUGGGAACUGUGCUAUACAAAUCUUCUGAAACAUCACUUAUACGAGGCUUUCGAUGUUAGUGUAUUCAAAUACAAAUAUUUUGUAUUUGUAUUUUAUGAGAAUCAAUAUGAGAUGUUGCAAACCUUCUGGAUCACCCAUAGUACGCUGCUUCCCACUGGGAGUACAUAUCAUGUCAACAAGAUGGAGGAGUAGUUGCUGCUUAUUGGACAAUCACUUAGAAUUUGUAUAUUUACAGCAAAUUACAUUUUGUCGUAAAUACAAGGCCCCUUGCACACAGGGCCGGAGUGGCCCAACAGGAUACCAUAAAUUUCCCAGUGGGCCGCAGGACUUGGCCCGGGGAGAGACUGGAGAGCCCUAUGUAGGGAGCGAGCUUUCUGGGACUUAAGCUCUGCCCCCGGUCGCAAGCUGGUGACCUCAGGGCAGGAAGAGGCCUGGGAUUGGAGUCCUCACCUCCCAGGACUUCCACAGCAGCAGCCUGCAGUGCCAGAUAAGCUUCAAAUACACUGCAGCUAGUGAGUGAGAAUGAUCUUUUGUGUGUGUGCUUGCUGUUGUGAGCAUAUGUGUUUUAGUGAGCUUGUCUGCAGUGAGCAUGUAUGUGUGUGUCAGUGAGCAUGUCUGUAGUAAGCAUGCAUGUGUGUCAGUGAGCAUGUCUGUAGUAAGCAUACAUGUGUGUCAGUGAGCAUGUCUGUAGUAAGCAUGCAUGUGUGUCAGUUAGCAUGUCUGUAGUGAGCAUGUAUGUGUGUUUUAGUGAGCUUGUCUGCAGUAAGCAUGUAUGUGUGUCAUUGAGCAUGUAUGCGUGUCAUUGAGCAUGUCUGUAGUAAGCAUGUAUGUGUGUCAGUGAGCACGUCUGUAGUAGGCAUGUAUGUGUGUCAGUGAGCUUGUCUGUAGUAAGCAUCUUUGUUUAUACCAGUGAGUUUGUAUGUACUAAGCUUGUGUGUACCUGUAAGCUUGUCUGUGUUUGUCAAUGAUCUUGUGUGUGUUAGUGAGAUUACCUGUGUCCUUUUGUCAAUGAGAUUGUCUGUGCCUGCAUGUGAGUAGGCUUAUUUUUUACUAAUAUUUAUAGUUAAAAAAGGAACAUACCAAUAAUAAAAGUAUAUAUUUAUAAAUCCUUUAGUGAGAAUGUUGAAUAUCCCUUAAUAACAAUUAAAAUAUGAGUUAUUCUAAUUCAUAAACAUAGAUUUUACAUAUAUUAUAUAUUUUAGAUCGAUAUAUAAAAUCUAUGUUUAUGAAUUAGAAUAACUCAAUCUGGGGCAGCAAGAUGUAGCCAUAUUUUAAUUGUUAUUAAGGGAUAUUUGACAUCUCACUAAAGGAUAUAUAUGUAUAGAAAAAAUGUAUGCCUAUAAGUCAUUGUGCCAAGGUAGUGUGUGUGUGUGUGUGUGUGUAUAUUUAUUAUAUAAAUUGUGUGUGUAUGUGUAUAUAUAAUAUAAUAAUAUAUACACUACCGUGGCACAGUGACUUAUAGGGCUGGCAUACAUUUUUUUUUUUUUCCAGGGCUGUUUUGCAUUCCCAGCCGGACCUUGCUUACACAACAGAUCUGCAUUCUGCUUAUCUCACCACAUGUACAAACCUUUUCUUUCAUAAAAUGUUCUGACGUUUUAAGGCUACACGUGCUUGUAACUUCAUCUUCUUGUUGCCAAGGAAAAGGUGUUCCACUUUCAAUUGGUAGAUUUUUGGGUGUCUGGUCUUAAAGGACCACUUUAGGCACCCAGACCACUUCAGCUCAAUGAAGAGGUCUGGGUGCCAGGUCCUUCUAGGGUUAACCCUGCAGCUGUAAACAUAGCAGUGUCAGAGAAACUAUGUUUACAUUAGGAUUAAUCCAGCCUCUAGUAGCUGUCUCAUUGACAGCCGCUAGAGGCGCUUCCAGGCUUUUCACUGUGAAAAUCACAGUGAGAAGACGCUGAUGUCCAUAGGAAAGCAUUGAGAAAUUCAGCGCUGACGUCGGAAGAGGGAGGAGAUUUCCCCAGUGCCGAGGGAACCCGGUGCUGGAGAAAGGUAAGUGAUUAACUGGCGGGAGUGGGACCUUGAAGGUGGGGGAACCUAAAGACCCUAUAGUGUCAGGGAAACGAGUUUGUUUUCCUGGCACUAUAGUGGUCCUUUAAGACUAAAAUUGAUGCCAUAUGUGCUCUUUUCAUAGUUUCACUAUUUUAAAAUUGUCAUAAGUGCACAGAACAGGCAAGUUGGUGAAUUGUAUUUUUUUUGUAAAAAUAAUUUUGGUAACUUGUUCUGUGAGGGAUUAGUGAAUUCAGUGCCAAGUUUCUUACUGUAGGGCAUUUAGUUUUCUUUGUACUAUAAAAGGGAAAAAACAUGUUGAGCAGGAAUUUGACAGGAUUGCAUGGUAAACUAGUGUACCUAUGCUAAUGUUCCAUAUAUGCAUCGCUUACAUCAAUAAACCUACUGCAGUCCUCUGAAUACAUAAAAGCAAGAAAAACAGGUCCCCUAACCUUUCUUGCUUUUAUAUGAACUUGCCAUUUAAAAAAAAAGUAUUUUUUAUCAUUAAAACUUAUCUUCGUUCCAGCGCCGAGAUCCUCGGCAAGCCUCGCCCCCUUUUUCAUCAAAAUGACAAAGUAGCAGGGCUCAAUCAGAUGCUUCAUAGCGAUCUGGUGCGCAUGCGCAGCUUCGCGCUGCACCAAUAGCGUUCUUCAUAGAGCGGCAUUCCACCCUAUAAAUUAACUCAGCGCUGUACCGCGCGUGUGCGCGGUAUGCACGUUAGCAAGCUGAGCUGACUGACAGCUUAGCUCACUGUCUAUGCCCGCCCCCCUUCUACGGCAACCCUCAACCCAAAGUUAGUAUAAAAACACUAUACAUAGAGAAAUCUCUCUCUCUAUAUCUAUCUAUCUAUCUAUCUAUCUAUAUAUAUAUAUAUAGUGUUUGUAUAAAAACACACACAUUUUAAAUAAAUAUUGUUACACAUGCGCACACACACUAUCUAUCUCUAGCUAUCUUUCUAUCUCUAUAUCUCUAUUCUAUCUAUCUCUCACUCUCUCACACUCAUUGUCUCACUCUCUCUCACACACUCUCUCACACUCACUCUAAAUUUUUAAAAUAAGUGUACUUACUGUUUGAAAUCAGGAGAUCUCUGCAUCCUUCUGCCUUCAGCCUGUCAGCUCUCGCCGAUGCUGUGUGCAGGAGAUCUUAUGUCCCACACUUUCGGCUCUGAUUGCUGACAGGCUCCGUGUUACUACAGGACAUAGGAGGCAUUGUGAACACGCCUCCUAUCUCCUGUCUGCUGAUAGUACAUUUGAUGUCUACACACAAGCGUGAAGACGUCAAACGUGAUGAAUGCGAAUUAUGCAUUCAUGAACUCGGAAGUCCCUCUGGUGGUCGUCUGAGUGACUGCCUCUGGAGGUGUUCCUAGGUUCUAAUGUAAACACUGUAUUUUCUUAGAAAAUACAGUGUUUACACAAGAAGGGCUGGGAGCUAUAGUUAUCACCUGAACAACUUCAUUAAGGUGAAGUUGUUCAGGUGACUAUAGUGUCCCUUUAAUAUGUAAAGCAUUAUUAUAUUGUUUGUUGUUUAUUUUAUAGUCACAUUACUUCAUUUAUUUUGUUAGAGAUUGUUGCAGAACAUCCUAAUUGAGCUUUAUUUAUCACAUUACUGCUGAAUAAUCGGAUAAUCAGUGGCUUUUUUUAGUGUGCGUGAGGUUUUAUUUUUUUUUGUUUUUUUUAUAAUCCAUUUUUAGAUAACAAUUUUAAAAAAGCUUUUUCUUUGGGACCUAUCCAUCUUUUUUUCUUUAGAUUAAUUUUACUGUAGUGCAUUCCAUUUACACAUAUAGAAGCAUUUGAGCUUUUUCCCCCCCCUCCUUUUUCUGAUGUUGUGUUACACCAACUAAAUCAAGCUUUUCUGAGACCAUCUCUCUUCAUUUUAAUUUUAACUCUUUAUCUGUUUUUUUUUUUUUUUUCAUUAGACCUCUCUCUUAUCUUUGUCUUGCUUUGUGUGUUUAGAUAUUUUUUUUCUCAUCUGAUCUAUGUCUCUCUUUCCUGUCUUUUCUCUUUUGUAAUAUUGUCUGUUUCUAUUUUUUUUUCUCUCUCUCUCCCUCGGUUAUUCCUGUAUAUAUCACCACUUUAUCUUUGUUUCUCUAUUAUCAUUAUUAUCCCCAGUCAAAUCACCUACACCUUUCAUGAGGCCAUCUCUUACCUACACAUUAUGUCCAGUGCCUGUAGAAUCAAGAUUCUCAUGUGCAAACCCCCCUGCCCCAUAUUUCUGUUUGAAUCUGUGAUUAUAAUGAAUGUAUACAGCUGUGUUUAAAUAAAAUUGUAAUAAUAGUUUACAUAGGGUAUCCCUCUGUGGUGGGAUUAGGGGAUGGUUUAGGGGCAGCAAUAGGGGUCGUAUUAUUGUUAGGAUUAAGGGUAAGGUUUUAGGGUUCAAUUAGCGGCAAGAUUAGUCGAACAGGUAUACAUGUGGGUUGUCUUAAUAGAGACCAGCAGCCGAUUACAAAUAUAUGGAGUUUGCAGUUGUGGGGCACACAUGGUCUGUGAAUUUGCCAAAAAUAAACAUGUGGAAAUAAAACACACACAAAAAAAAACUACAAUAUUUGAUGUAGGUUUGUGAUAAAUUUGUUAAACUAAAAGUUUCAAAAUGCUCUUAGUUACAUAGUCUAGGGCCAUGGUACCCAACCCGGCCCUCGCGUACCCACUAACAGUCCCGGAUCUAGGGAUUACCCAGUUGUGUCUAAGGUAGAAAAAACCCAAAACACUUUAGACACAACAGGGUGAACCCUAAGUCCUGGAUGGUAGGGGAUACUUGAGUAUUGGGCUGCCUGCCCAGAUAUUAACAUUUUUGUAGUAGUCACAGAAUUGAAAAUGCUACACAAAAGUAUAUAUUUGUAGAAAGUACAUCCCCUAGACCAGGGGUUCAAUAACAAUAACACACUCUGCCGCUGGGGAGGAAGGACGGCACACUUCUUUCCCUGUAAUGCAUACUGCCACUGGGGAGAGGGACCAACUGUCACUCCUAACAUCUCCAUCUGGGGUUGGAGAUCUGGGCAGGCUGCCCAGUCCUCAAGUAUCCCCUACCAUCUAGGAUUUAGGGAUUACCCUGUUGUGUCUAAAGUGUUUUUUUUUUGUUUUGGUUUGUUUUUUUCUACCUUAGACACAACUUGGUAAUCCCUAGAUCCUGGACUGUUAGGGGGUACUUAAGAACUGGGUUGGGAACCACCAAAUUUUUAUUUCACAUUUUUAUCUCAAAGUUUAAAAAUACAAAGUCAAAUGUAAAGUCAAUAAAUUUGGACACAUGCUUGUUAGAGUACAGAGACUCUUUUCCUGCUAGUAUCUAAUUCAAUUAUAUUAGUUCAUCAUAAUAUAAAUAAAUAAAUAAAUAUAUAUAUAUAUAUAUAUAUAUAUAUAUAUAGAACAUUUUAUUCUUUUUCUCUUUAACCUUCUUCCUUCUCUCUUCUCUCUCUCCUUCCUUUUUCUCUUCUCCUUCUUGAUACAUAAACUUGAACGUUACAAAGUAUACUAAUUCAUGGCGUUGAAAGUAUCAAAAAGUCACUACUAGCAUACGUAGCAUUUAAUCUGUCCAAAUCUUGCAGGUGUUAGUACAAAAUACAAUACUACAAAGAGAAGAAAAAAAAGAUGAAAAUGUAUCCUGAUCGGAGGGGGGUGGGAACGACAAUGUCCCUUCUCUAGACUUCCCUUAGAUUUAUGUGUUCUUACAUUAUACGGUGUUUAUUAAACUUAUAAUGGUUUUUAGGAUGAAUCAAUAACUAAGUUUUUUGUUAUUAAAUGUCAGAAUAUAUUUUUCUAUAUUUAUUUGAUGGUUUAGUUGAUGCCUAAUCAGGCACCAGUCUGGUAUGAACAAACUUUUCCAGUUCCUAGCUUAACACCUGUCAACACUUGGAGUAACAAGAUCAAAUCUUUUUUUGUUAAUAUUGGGUAUGUUAAUAUUUAAGAGCAUCAGUUCUGGUUUUAGGAGUAUUGUGCUCUUCAGGAUUAGACACCAUAUCAUGCCAUAAUUCUUUAAUGGUCGGCACUCCCACCGUAUAUGUAAGAAAUCUGCCUCUUUUGUCCCGCAUCUCCAACAUUCAGAAGGAUGAGUAUGGAAUAAUGUGAUAAACUCCCCUUUUCAAGUGAGUUUGCCACAAGUUCCUGGAGGAGUCUGCUUGUCAGCCUCCUGCCCACAGACUAUAGACCUUGUAAAAUGUGAUAUAAAAGUCUCCGUUCCUGUAUUUGGACUAUAUGGUUCGGGAACCGAACAGCCGCACGAACCGGAGACCACCCUGGAGCUUGUUAAGCCUAAUUGCUACUUUGUAACUAUUUCCAUCUAAGUGUUCGUCUGGGUGGCCACAGUUCCUAUGGACGACCAGGAGGUGGCGGCCAUCUUGUUCGCAUGAACACAGGCAGCAGUGUUUGGUCAUCGAGUUCAUGGAACUGUUUUCCGAUACUGAAACUCCUGAACACCGCUGUACUUCCAUGAUCGUCUGCGUUCGGUUCGACAACACUUAGAAUGACACUGUUCAGUAGAAAUGUUCCCACGAACAAGCUCCAGGGUAAGACUAUUGACUAUGUUCGGUAGUUUGUUCGUUUUUAAACUACUGAAUUAGACCGACUGCAAGCCCUGAAUCUCUGGAACUGUUUUGGGCAUGGGUCUGUGCGGUCAGUCAAACAAAUGACUUCCAGAAAUUCCUGAACCCCUGUACUGAUCUGGGUGAUUUUUUGAUAUGUUGGUCACCCAGCUCAGGGCUAUCAGGAGAUGUAACUUUUGUGGGGUUUUAUGUAUUUUUAUGGUAUUUUUGGUGUGUUUGGGAAAGUGUUUUUUUUUCUGUGCUUGGAGAUAAUUGGAUUAGAUUAGUACAGUUCCUGAUCCAAUUAUCUCCCAGGCACAGAGGAAGGAUUAUCUGAUUAUGUAUGAAAGUGUCCUGGAUCUGAGAGCCAAUGUAAUUGUGUAUUUGUUUCUACUGUGGUUUACUCUCAGGUCCAGGGGGGAGUGCCCCUUGCAUGGGGACAUGCAUAUAAGGCCAGUUGUGCCUGUCAUUAAAGGAUUCCAGCUUGUACUCCCAGAACUAUGUGUCGUCUGGUUACUGGGAGGAGAAAGGGCUAUACUUUAAUCAGUGUUCCAGUGUGGAGUAUUCAACAGGGAACGUCCUUGUAAGAACUAGAGCUCCCAGGACUGUCGUCAAGUGCCUGGGGGUUGCUAGAGCGAGUUCCCCAUUCGGCUCCAGAAUAGAGCAGUUCCAGGGCCCCAGUAAAGCCACGGAGACUGUGGGCAGAAGUGCUGCGGUUUUGUCUUCUGUUCUAGCUGAGAAGUGGCCCUUUGGCAGAGGUACCCACUCAGGGUACAGGGAGCUCAGCUACAAAUAUUUUAUUUAUCCUUUUAGGGACUAAAUACCAUCUGUUUAAGAUCUUAUAAUGCAACUCAUUCAGGUUCAGUGUAGAUUUUUACCAAGCAUCUGAAUUGAGCUGCAUCAUUCUUUAAAAAAAAUCUCUUUUUCAUUUCCAUAUUGCUGGUGGGUAGUAUUUCUUUUCUAUAUUAUAUAAUAAAAGAUUUGCUUUAGAAAAUAGUUUUUUAGGAUCCUUAAAGGAUCACUAUAGGGUCAGGAACACAAAUAUGUAUUCCCGACCCUAUAGUGUUAAAACCACCAUCUAGCCCCCCCGGCCCCCUCAUGCCUCCAUAAAUAUAGCAAAAUCUUACUGUAUUCAAGCCUGAAGCUGUAGAUCUGCAUGCUGUUUUCCUCAGAAAAACAGGCUGUCUGCUGACAUCAGCAGAAGUGGUGGCCUGAUCCAAUCACAUUGCUUCCCCAUAGGAUUGGCUGAGACUGACAAGGAGGCAGAUCAGGGGCAGAGCCAGCAUGAUUCAAACACAGCCCUGGCCAAUCAGCAUCUCCUCAUAGAGAUUAAUUGACUCAAUGAAUCUCUAUGAGGAAAGUUCAGUGUCUGUAUGCAAAGGUAGGAGACACUGAAUGUUUGGAUGCAUUUUAGGCAGCCAUGACCCAGGAAGGAUCUUUAACAGCCAUCUAAGGAGUGGCCAGUGAAGCUAUCACUAGGCUGUAAUGUAAACACUGCAUUUUCUCUGAAAAGUCAGUGUUUACAGCAAAAAGCCUGAAGGUAAUGAUUCUACUCGCUAGAACAAAUUCAAUAAGCUGUAGUUGUUCUGGUGACUAUAGUGUCCCUUUAACAUUAAUAAGUUGGUCGAAAUAUUUUAAAUUUGCUUGUUCUUUAGGAAAUUCUAACCUUUUCAUUAGAUAAGGUCGGACUUUUAAGCAGUCAAAAAAAUCUUUAUUCAGAAAUCGUGAUGUCAUUUUAAGGUCAUCAAAGGUUCUUAUUUUUCCUGCAGAAAUUAAAUCUGCAACUGUUUUAAUACCUUUUUCAGACCAAGAGUAUAAAUUGAUAUCUGGCAAUAAAUCAUUUAGUAAUUCUAUUCUGAGAUGGAAGAAUUUCUUCCUUCAUAUCUAGCUUCCGUUUAAUUUCAUACCAGUUUUUUUAAAUGUGAUUUAAAGCAAAGUCUUCAUUAUAAAAAUUCAAUUUUCUGAUUUCUUGGUUAACCAGAAAAUUGCAGAAACAUUUUGAAACAAAUCUAUUCUCUUAAUUUCUCGUUUAUACCAGCUUCCUUCUUGGGAUGAUUUUUGGAGGGUACAUAUUGCGUGUAUUAAGAGAGUGGCCUGGACCAGUCUCAUCAGGGAUGGGAUCCCUAGACCUCCAUCUUCUAUUUUCUUUGACAAACUUUUAGCACUAAUCUUUUCAUUGACCAGAUAAACUUUGUGAAGGAAGAUUGUGAUAGAUUAAUCCUAUUUGUAGGAAUAUUACUCGGAAUUAGACUCAAUAUAUAUGUUAGCUUUAAAAAAAAAAAAACAAGUCUUGAUGGUAAUAAUCUUACCCCACCAUGGUAUUUAAUUUUUUUGACCAGAUUUUUAACUUUAUAUUGAUUUCUCUUAUCAAUGGGAGCAAGUUAAUUUCCAUCCAAUUUUGCGGAUUUGCUGAAAUUUUCAGACCUAGAUAAGAAAAAUAUUCCUUUGCCCAGAGAAAUUCGAAGUUGGUCGUAAUCUCUAUUUUCAUUUGAGCUGUUCUGAAAAAAGAAAAGGCCAUUGUCUUAGAGAUGUUUCAUUUAUAAUUUGAGAAACUACUAUAUAUCUGUAUUACUUUCAUUAACUCGUUACUUGAGUUUACAGGGUCCUCCAUCACGAUGAAUACAUCAUCUGCAUACAGUUUUAAUUUUAUCUCCGUAUGGUCAUUGAAACCUUUUAUUUUGUUGCUAUUUCUUAUCUCCAUUGCCAAUACUUCGAUAGUCAUGAGAUAUAAAAGUGGAGAAAGCAGACAGCUUUGUCUGGUACCAUUUUUUGUGUGUAAAUUAAUUAGAAAGGAUACCCAGACCUAUUACUUUUCCUGUAGGAUUCAAAUAUAGAGCCAUAAUGGCAUAAUAGAUCCUUCCUGACAAGCCAAAAGCCUUUAGAGUAUUUGAAAAGAAUUCCCAACUAACCCUGUCCAAUAUUUUUCUGGUAUAUCACUAACAGAUCAAUUUGUUUGGUCACAAACUAAAAUGUUAGUUUAAUAUUAACAUAUGAAAUUGAUUUGUGCACAUGAGCAUGUUUUAUAUCUUUUUUUUAGGACCCACUGAUAUUGGGGUACAUUGACAUGGUUGUAGGCUUAAACAUGGUAUGACUAAAUCCCAAUGUUUGUUUGCUGAGGUAGAUGAUCUCAAGUAGCCUUGUUAGAUUUUAUACUCUAAUUUUGUGCAUGCUUUCUUUUUCUUUGUGUGUAUUUUGCAACCACAUUUUUAACUAGUUUUAAAACUGGAAAAUUUGAGUCCGUUUUGAAAUGACAUUACUUAAGUGCAAAGCAACACUAUUUGUUAGAUGUGCAAAAUUAUGACCAUAAUAAAAGCAGUGUGGGGUGGAAUGAGAGAUUGAUAUCUGCUAAACAGUUUUUGUUUGUUUUUUGGCAUAUCAUUUAUUGAGGAUUUAAAUUAGUCCUUUGGAGAAUUUGACAUUCAACUCUAUAUUAAUUUAGAAGUCCUAAAUGGAACCUGCUCAACAAUCUUAAAUGAACAGUUUAGGCACUGUAACUGCAUCAUCUCAUUGAAGCGGUUAUAGUGUCUGAAGUUCCUGCUGGCACCAUACCUCUAUUCAGCGUAAAACCAUUUUUAAUGUUUAAAACCAUGUUUAAUAAGCACUAAACGAGAGUCCCCAGCAGCCCAUCUCCUCUGUGCUGCUUGGGCUAAUAAAAAAGUAUUUGCCUGAGUAACAAUGGGCGACUGUGAUUAGCUGAGAGUGUCAGCUUACUGCUUUUAGCUAACUGCUGUUAUAAAUUGGUUUGGCCAAAAAGAAGUGUGUAAGCUCUACUUAUUCCUCCAGUAAGGGCCAGGCUCUAGGUGGCUAGGGAACCUCAUUCAGUGUUAAUCUGCACAAAAUGGUCUAAUGUUGAAUGAAGGUACAGUGUCAGGGGACACUUGGCACUAGAAUCAAUUCAGUGAGCUAAAAUGCUUAUAGUACCUACAGUGUCACUUUUAAACAAUGCAUUAGUGGAUAAUAGUGUUUUUCACUUAAAUGUAAUGUCUCCAAUUUAGUGCUUUUUCUUUAAUUUCCUCCCAGAUGUGGAUAAAUACACAAGACCUGUGACCCUUUUUCUGUUCUUUUUUUAUUUUACUCUUUCAGUAACACAGUUUCUGGCAAAGUCCUUAUUUGACAUGUUUCUAGCACUCCGUUUCAGAUAUUUCAAUAUCCUUUUGUUUCUGUUCAUCUUUAUUACCUUGUAGUUAAUAUGGUUUAAACAGUGUCUUCUUUUUUCCUACCUAAAUUCUAUUUUUCACGGAAAUAUACAUUUCAGAAAUGACUGGCAAAUUUAGAGUGGCAAACACAACAAUUUUCAGGGGAAAAACAGCAGAAAGCAAUAUAAACAAUACUGAACAAAAUGGCAUGCAUUCUUAAAAUGACGUUAGGGUGCAGAAGAAGCAACUGAUGGAGGGGGGAAAAACAACUAAAAUGCUAGUUGAUACAUUUUGACAAAAACAUAGGGUCUUCCCCAUAGGCACAAUAUUAAACAUGCGUCGCCAAAUUAUUUCUGUCCUUUUGUGACUAACAUAAGAUGGUUAUGCUUGAUUGUCCACUUCAACUGUGUGACUAAUGAAAUUUCAUUAUUUAUUUCUCCUGGAAAGGUGUCCAAUAUUUUUUUUAUAAAAUUGCAUUCUUUCUUGAUAUAGUUGCAGUAAAUUCAACAAAUAUGUGUUUAUAUAUUUCAGUACAAGUGGUUCAAAUCUCCAUCUUCAAAGGAUGGAUCAAAAGUCCGACAGAAAUGUAGAUCCACUAAUGUAAGGCAUGGAUGGAAAGGAAGAAACACUCUCCGUAUCGGUACAGUUGUCAUCUAUUUUAUUUAGUUUUAUUCUUAAAAUAAAAACAAAAACUAAAUGUGGGAUUUAAAAUGGAAUGUCUGUAAUAAGUCAAUUAUCAUACUCUUUAAAGAGUGCAAUCUCUGAAAUAUCAAACACUACUUGUACAAUUCAUGAUUUUACAAGUUGUAUUUAAUAACUGUUUACUAAACGUAAAUAAUGGAGCAUCUCUUGAUCUAAUUUAGACAAACACUCCUAUCACCAUAACAACUUAAAGAGAAACUACAGUGCGAGUAAAACAAGGUCAUUUUUCUAGCAAAAACACACAAAGGUGGAUGUGGAUAAAAAGGCGCUUAAAAUAUUAUUAGGUGUGAAUUAUAUAAAAUAUAGCUGCUAUGUGCACUUCUAGUGAAUACUCCACAAGACACUAUAAAUAUAAACCAUACAAAAAAAAACCAAUAUCAAGUAGUGAACAAAGUGCAAAAGACCUCAAACACAGCUUGAUGUGAGUGCAGCGCUAAAAAAGUAUUUUAAAUUAUAAUACACUUACCCCUCACAGUAUAUAUGGGGUAUAUAUGUGAAAAUAAACAGAAAAAGAUAUAUAGAGUAGUAUUGUCUGAUGCGUUUGUAAAUAUAUCCAAUAGAUAGAAAGAAUAAAACUCACAUUUUAAAGAGCCUUUUCUGAGGAUAUAGGCUCUAAACACAACAGCUUCUUUGCCUUUAAAGGUAGGCAAUAAAACCUGGGGACAGGAGCGUUCUUCUUUUCUUUUGUUGAUAAAUUAUAUCUCCAAAUAAAACAUAGAAAAGAAGAAUUCUUUGGUGCAGAUGGUAUAAUCAAAGUAAAAAAGCAGUCAGAUAGGAUGUAUAAGCUCAAAUUGCUCACCUUAUUUAGAGCCUUUUAAACUGGCUCUAAGUAUUGUAGGCAUGGAUGUCAAUAACCAGAUAGCACUUCCCUCUUAUGGAUACCACAGAAAUGGAGAGGAGAUGGAAUAAAGAUAGCUAACAAAAAUAUUUAUUAAUACAUAAAAUAAACAUAAAUAAAAUAUACAUAUGAAUAAAAAGAAUCCUCUCUCUCCUUUAUCCAGAAACGCGUUUCGCCGUCCUUUUCGGCUUUCAUUCACCAAACACAGACUGAGGAAGCCGAAAAGGACGGCGAAACGCGUUUCUGGAUAAAGGAGAGAGAGGAUUCUUUUUAUUCAUAUGUAUAUUUUAUUUAUGUUUAUUUUAUGUAUUAAUAAAUAUUUUUGUUAGCUAUCUUUAUUCCAUCUCCUCUCCAUUUCUGUGGUAUCCAUAAGAGGGAAGUGCUAUCUGGUUAUUGACAUCCAUGCCUACAAUACUUAGAGCCAGUUUAAAAGGCUCUAAAUAAGGUGAGCAAUUUGAGCUUAUACAUCCUAUCUGACUGCUUUUUUACUUUGAUUAUACCAUCUGCACCAAAGAAUUCUUCUUUUCUAUGUUUCAUUUGGAGAUAUAAUUUAUCAACAAAAGAAAAGAAGAACGCUCCUGUCCCUAGGUUUUAUUGCCUACCUUUAAAGGCAAAGAAGCUGUUGUGUUUAGAGCCUAUAUCCUCAUAAAAGGCUCUUUCAAAUGUGAGUUUUAUUCUUUUUAUCUAUUGGAUAUAUUUACAAACGCAUCAGACAAUACUACUCUAUAUAUCUUUUUCUGUUUAUUUUCACAUAUAUACCCCAUAUAUACUGUGAGGGGUAAGUGUAUUAUAAUUUAAAAUACUUUUUUAGCGCUGCACUCACAUCAAGCUGUGUUUGAGGUCUUUUGCACUUUGUUCACUACUUGAUAUUGUUUUUUUUGUAUGGUUUAUAUUUUUCUAGCACUUUAGCUUUCUAUCGUGCCCCUCACCCGUGAUGCAGAAGGAGUUAAAAACGCUGACUCUGCUUCUCAGUCAACACCGAGCUCUCAUUAGAUCUUUCCUCAUAGGAAAACAUUGUAUAAUGCUUUUUCUAUGGGGUUUUGGAUGAUGCUGGAUGUCCUUGUGCAAAGCGUGAGAACGUCCCUCGUCAGGUGAGCAAAAGUGGCUCAACCGCCUGGAAGUCCCUCUAGUGACUGUCGAAGACUGCAAUAAUUACAAUUGCAGGGCUAAGAGGACUAAGACAGUACACCCAGACCACUUGACACAGUGUCCCUUUAAAUUCAUUUAAGUUGUUAUGAGGAGUGCCCAGACACUGUCUUACUUAGAGGGGUUAAAGUAAACAUCUACUGUAAAUUUAAACUAAAUCGACCCAACAUACAUUGAAUGCAUCAUAUCUGUCAUAGAGAUAUAUUAUGUAUUUCAUUUAAAAUACAGAAAUUUACUCAGCAUACCUAAUCUUUUUGUGUGUUAGUUUUCAUGUAGCACACACCUCUGAUCCAUCUCCGCUCUAUUUUGGUUUGCCAAGGAGGGGCAAGCAGGGCAAAGCUCUUCAGUGACGUUGACAUGCUGGCCUCGAUUGCCAUUGUGCAGGGGUCUGAAUGGAGUGACAUCUGUUACUACGUUCCUAUACUCCCUAGUCCACUAUAGCAGUGCUGGUUAGGGAGUUUCCAUAGCAGCUGAAAUUCAUGCACUAUGGUUGCUAUACUUGAAAAAACAGAAGAACCUGCUAUUGUUAAAAAAUAUUUUUCUCAAAAACUAUACAUUUGCUAGCAAAACUGCUAGCACAAUGUAUACCCAGAAAAUAGAUCUGAAAGCAGCACAGUCAUCCCCCCAGAAUUAUGAGUAUUUCAUAUAGAUAGAAUCUUUAUGAAAUACUCCUAUUGGCUUUGUUGGAAUUUCACUGAAAUUCCAAUCCAGUCAAGAGAUAUACAUAGACAAAGUAGGGACUACUUUUGUCUCUGUAUUUCUCCUCUGCUUGACUCUUCUUGACACAAGAGGGAGCCUAAGUCUCCAUCUCUGCAGCCAUCACCAGUGAUGGCUGCAUGGAAUUGGCUAGGUAUAUGGAGGAUCCCACAUUGUCGCGGGAUCCCCCAUAGAUCUCAAUGUGCUGUACUCUCGCACAUCCAUGCCGAGGAGGACCAAGAUGGCGGUGCAGGUGAAGGACAGGUUCAGGUAAGUAAAUUCACCUUUACCUGCCCCCUCCGCCACCAGACCAUCAGCAUCGAUGUCACCGCCGGGGGACCUUGCAAAUUCGGCAAAGUCCUCAAAUGGUGACCAUGCCAAUUGAAAUAAAGCAAAGAAAGGGGAGUGAUCUAGAAAUUAUGAGCUGAUAUAGAGGGGAAAAGGGGGAACUGUACAUGAAGAAAGAAGCUAAAAUUUGGAAGGUGAGCAAAAGGGUAAAUGACAAUGAGGCUUUCUUCUAGUCUGUUACUUGUAUUCCUGAAGAAGAGUGGACACCAUGGCUUAAUAACAUUCACCAUCAGCAUGGUACAGACUGUUAGUGUGUAGUUGUUUGCUUGACAUGGACUUCACUUGUUCUUUAGAAAAAUACAUUUUAUGUUUUCUUUGUUUUUGUUAGAUGCACACAUUUUGAUCAAUGGAUUGGUGGCUGCAUACAGUUUAUUUUUUUUCUUGUGUGUUGUAUUUACAUGUUUUGCUUAUUUGCAUUGUUGCUACAGUUAUUUGGCGGUAUUCAGGUAAGGAGAAUAAGCCAUACAGUAUAAACAAACUUGUUUCAUUGAAACCCAUCUACAUCUGUGUUUUCAGAAUUGAUUUGUAUUUAUUAAUAAAUACAUCUUAUUUAAAAAAAAAAAAACACUUUCUUUCAAUUAGCUGUGACAAGGAUCCAUGUUGUAAUUUUUUUACAUAAUAUCUUAAAACAAUAUUUAAAGUGAAGCUGUAAAGGAAAAGUGACUUUGCCUAAAUCACCACCAAAUACAUUGAAUGCAUCAUACAUCAUAGAGAUACAUGAUGUAUUUAAUGCAAAAUAAUCAGAUUUACCCACCCUACCUCAUUUCAGCACCACCAUGUUCUCAUCGUCAUGGGUGUUACUCUUAAAGUAACACCAACCUCGGGUUCGUCGUCCACUCUGCCUCCAGUCUUAUUUGAUUUUGCGUGCUUUGGGAACGCUUUUCUGAGCAUGGCAAACAUCCCCAGUUACGCCGACACACUGACCUCUUUGCCAGCACGAAUGGAUUGAUGUUCAUCAUUCUGUUUCUCAACUCACGAGACAGCAUUAUUUGCGCUAGCAAAGGAGUUACCAUAGCAGUCACAGCACAUACUUUCUUGUUUUUAUGUACCUUUUAAAGGAAUUUACAAAGGCACACACUAUACAAUUACUUGUAUGGCUUGUGAGGGGGGAUAUUACUUUUCUUUGUCAUGUAUUUCAAUAAAAAAGUGCUAGGGGUGAGCUAAGAGUUAUUGUCAUGUAGAUGUAGGAUCUUGUGACCUACCUAUGGGUUUGGAUAAAUUAGCUUGUCUUCAUCCCCUUGUCGUAGGACUGCAGAUGUUUUUGGAUCAUAUUCCCAAUAAUACUUUAGGUAGUCAUAAUCUAAUGUUGGUAGUGCAUAUGUUUAUGGAACACAUUUUCACUGACGCAUUAGACUGGCUGGCAUCAUGAGAAAUUAAAUAUAAACAAUGUAUGAACUUUUACUGCACAUGAUUAAAGACUAGAUUUUUCACGCUGUCCUGGCUUUGUGGGUUACCCAUAACAAUAGCAGUUUAUGGCAUUGUACAUCCCUAGAUGACUGAGCAUCACAAACAUGCUGUUCCUGGACUAUAGACUGCCUUACCUAACCCUCUUCAGUACUGCUCCUUCCACUCCCACUCUCACCCUCCUUCACGGUAAUGUUUCCAACCCUCUCUCUCACAAUAUUAAUACCUCCUUUUUUGGCAGUUCUAUAGAAUUACAGAAAGGAGUGACUAGGUGGUAAAACAUAAGCAAACAGGUGUGUAGACCCUACCUUUAAAUUCUCUUCUCUGCUCUCUCUCGGAGCCCCAAAAUAUUCUCUCUCAUGACCUGACUGUUUAAGAAACCAAGUACGUUAUGAGUUUGGUGUCUAAUUUGGGCAUUUACAUUUAUACUGGGUCUCCAUCAGGAGGAUACUGUGGAUCCUGACUAACACUUCAUUUAGUACUGCUCUAAAUGUCUCAAGAAUCGUUCGUUUCACGGCAUGCAGUUUGAUCUAUUAAAGAUCAACUUUAAAACCUCAUCUGCCUGCUCAUGACAUGUCCAUUUUAAGCUCUGUAACUUUGACUUGCUCUAUCUUAUUAAUUAUAUUUUUUUAUGAUCAUUAUAUGCUUUUAAAUCUCUUUGCAGGGAUUUCAACCAAAAAGCAUUUAAUUUCUACAACAACACUUAAGGAAUUAUAUGAUCCAGAACCAAAGCCCCCAGGAGUUAAAGGUUUCCUCCCAUGGAGAACUGCAGAGAGAGCAAACAGGCGCAGGUUAAGUAUUUGGCUUAUUUGUUUCAGUAAUGCAUGCAUACAUGAUGUUACAAUAUAUCUUCAAAUAUGGCUUGCUAUGUGAUACUAUUGUCUAAAACUUCCCGUACAUUCUUUCUUCCUUAGGGAAAAAUCUCCAGAUUGGUCUCCAAGCUCUCCAUCACAGGUAAGACAUUUGACACACCAAUAUAAAUGUAAUAUGUCUGCAUUCCUAUAAAAGGUACAAUAAAGACUUUGGAAGUCCUCCUUGGGCACAGAACCUUGAGAAAUCUUGUUUCCACAACUAUCACAGAGUUCCCAACUUGACAUGCAAAUGAGCACAGACAUUGUGCUUCAUACUGCAUUCUGCAUUUCUGCAGGUACCUAAGCACGGGUUAGGAUCCAUAAGGCUUAGUGACAAGAAAGCACCCAUGUGCUGUAGGGUCUCAACCUCGGGGUCUCGCCAGCAGCAUGGUGCUGUGUCUCGCUGGGCCGGAUUUGGUUUCUAUUCUGGGGAGGGGCACUGGUAGAUUCAGGCACACUAACCACUACAGGUGUCUGUAGUGGUUAUGGUGCCAGGAGUGCCAUGGCCCCCUCCAGAGUAAGUAGUCAAACAGUUUAAAAACAGUUUGGCAAUUUACCUGUGGUCUGCUGGUGUAGGGGCUGUAGUAGGGGUUAGGGCCUGUGGUUUUGCAUAGGAGCUUUAGUGUGUGUGUGAGGGGUGCAGUGUGUGAAUGUGUAGGGAGUAGGAGGGGAGUGUACGGUGGCAGAUUAAUAAAUAUAUACUUUUUAAAAUUAAAAUAAUUUUGUGUGUGAGGGGUGCAGUGUGUAAUGUGUUGGCAGUACUGGGGUCUAGGGGUCAAAGUGAGUGUGUGUGUGUGUGUGUGUGUAUAUAUAUAUAAUAUGUGUGUGUAUCUAUAUAUUUUUUUAUUUAUUAUUUAUUAAAAUAAAUAUUUAGGCAAUCCCUGAUGAUCCUGGUGGAGGGUGUAAACUCUAGCCUGCAGCUCUGCUAGAGUUCACUCUAGCAAGAUUUGGAGUGUUGCCAUGGUAACCACGACAAUGCUCCGAGCUUGCGAGAAGACAACCCAGUGGAGCUGCACGUUACAGCAUCCGGUUCCUCACUCCCUCCCCUCCCAACUUUCAAGCGAGGUGGCUGUGGGCUGGCGAGGAAGAUCUCUGAUCUCCCCUCUGGUCCGUGAAGGCACAUAGCUUGGAUAGCGCCAGCCCUGAAUGAACCGGCAGGUGAGAGGGAGAACAAGACGCAACUGCCUCCUGAUGACGGCGUUUUAGCAUGCUGAAAUGCGCGUCGAUCUAUUUUAUUCUUAAUUUGCAUUUGGGUAACACUAUGAACGUUUGAAUUUUUGUUUUGAGUGUUCAGGGUUACUGGUUCAGGUAGGCAUUAGCUCUGUGCGGUGCCAAUGUAUAUAGGGACAGCGAGAGAUUUUUAUUAAUGGGGAAUUUGUAGUACCUUUAUCUUUUGCAACCUCCUGGUUCCCUCUCUGGCGUUUUGGGACACAGUGUACUUCUACCUCUUUGUAAAUACCCUCUUCCCUACCUGUCCAGAGGUGGACACCACCCACCUCUUAUACCACUGUUUUAAUACUGUUUAUAAUUUCUUUUUAAGUGGACCAUUAUGUUUUGUAUAAUUGAGAAUAAAGUUUAAGGUUUUUUUUUUUUUUUUGCCACUCAUAAUACUUUUGUGCUUCCUCCCAGUGAAUCCCACAGUUUUAUUAUAUAUUUGAUCCCUUUUGCUAUUUCCCCUAGGGGGCAGUGUUACUUUACUUGACACACUAUUUAUGGCACAAUUGUAUCCACUUUAACAGCAAACUAAUGAUUUUGGAAAGAUUGUAAGGUACUGUUAACUAGAGCCAAUUUCUCUGACUGGGCUCUGUUGGAAACGUUUUUUUAUGAGAUAAAAUAUGGUGCAUUUUGUUUUCAUGCCUAUGUAAUUUAGUUCUGUAUAUUAUAGAGACUCUUAGUUAAAGUAUUAACACUGACAUAAUGUAAAAUUUAUUUCAAAACUCUCUAUUACCUAAUUAUUUUUUUAAGUCUAUUUCUGUUAUUUUUUUAUUUAUUUUUUAUAAAUAUUUUAAAAGUUUAAUGCAUUUUUAUAUUUCACUAGCAUUUUACUGUUUGAUAGUGGAAGGGUCUUCAUGGCAGACAGAAAUGCUUAACGAUUGCUUCAACAUUGUCAAUGUGGCAGGCAAAGGUUCUCAUAAACAUAGCUGGGAGUUUGUGUUUAUUCUGUAGCCAUCAACAUGAUUAUAUUACCUGGUAUGGACUAGGUGUUAACAUAGGUACAUCAUGGCAAUAAUUGUCACAAAAUGGAGGACACUUUCACAUGAAAAUAUCUUGGGAAUGCUUAUUCUGAAAAUGCUAGCACAAUCACUUAUGUACUCAAGCUGAAUUGCCUGCAAUUCAAAUUGAGAGCAAAGUGACUUUCAAAAUUUAGGUUAAAGUAUGCUGAUUAUGAGACUUGUGGCCAUUGUUACUUAUUUUUUACUUCUGUUCAAUUCUGCCCAAGACAGACUGUCACACACAUAUAAUUUAUUUGGAAAAGUCAUAUAUUAUUUGAUAAGCGCCUUUCUGAAAACUGAUUUACUAGAAAAAUGUCACUUAAAACUUAAUCUCUCAUUGUAGUGACAAGUGUUGUUACAGACUGAUGUACCCUGUGCAGUAAUAAAAUGUUUACAGCAAAAUAAGGUUGUUCGUCAUUGAGUACGUUGGAGUUAAGAGUUCAUACUUUCGCAAUGUUCUCUGACCCACUUCCAGCCAUGUCCUCUAUCUUCAAUCAAAGGUUGCCAGGUAUACCCUUUUGUAGGCCCAAAUGGUCCUUCAUCUUCCCUAUUAAAAUCCCUAACUGUUUUGUGUAAUUUAGUAAGCUGGUAAUCUAGCUGAAGACAACAAUCGUGAAAACAAUUUGUGUAUAUACCCAGUUAUCACUAGAGCAAAAAUAUGUUGUUUUAAUCACCAUUGUUUAAGUUUGCAUUUUUGUUAGGUAAUGUCGUAACUUAAAGGAUCACUAGAGGGUCAGGAACACAAAUAUGUAUUCCUGACCCUAUAGUAUUAAAACCACCAUCUAGCCCCCCUGGGCUCCUCAUGCCUCCCUAAAUAUAGCAAAAUCUUACUUGAAUUCAUGCCUGAAGCUGUAGGUCUGCAUGCUGUUUGCCUCAGAAAAACAAGCUGUCUGCUGACAUCAUCAAAAUUGGUGGCCUGAUCCAAUCACAGUGCUUCUUCAUAGGAUUGGUUGAGACUGACAAGGAGGCAGAUCAGGGGCAGAGCCAGAACAAUUCAAACACAGCCCUUGCCAAUCAGCAUCUCCUCAUAGUGUUGAAUUGAAUCAAUGAAUCUCUAUGAGGAAAGUUCAGUGUCUGCUUGCAGGGGGUGGUGACACUGAAAUGUUUGGAUGCAUUUUAGGCAGCCAUGACCCAGGAAGGAUCUCUAACAGCCAUCUAAGGAGUGGCCAGUGAAGCUAUCACUUGGCUGUAAUGUAAACACUGCAUUUUCUCUGAAAAGACAGUGUUUACAGCAAAAAGUCUGAAGGUAAUGAUUCUACUCACCAGAACAAAUUCAAUAAGCUGUAGUUGUUCUGGUGACUAUAGUGUCCCUUUAAAUGUUUUAGUUUAUUUGAUGUAAUUUAGAUGUAAUAUAUGGCUGUGUAAAAAUAUUUAAAACGAUACUCUCUAUAUGGAAGACACCCUUAUAAAAUGUGCUGCUGACAACCCAACAGUAGCCCAAGUGGCUUAGUUUUUAGUGGCAUUGUGCUUCUAGAAACAUAAAGUCAUCUUGGCUUUUGUCAAAUAAUGCUUGACUUUUGCAUGUUAUGAGAUCCAAACCCUCGUGUUACAGUGUUGUUAGGUUUAAAAAUCAUACAAUCUUGCAUUAAGUUCCUUGUUGUGAUUAAUGGCCUUAUUGAUUUUGAAUCCCUGGAAAUGGAAAUCUGUCAUUCAGUAACAAGUGUCACCUCCAGCACAAUCUAACCUUUAUCCUCUCACACAUCAGCAGUCUUUGACCGUUUAUGAUUCCUAGUUCUAGUAAAGGUGGUGAUAGAAAUUCCCUGCCACCAAUAUCCCUCCUGCCCCAAAUAAAAAAUGUUACUUCAAAAGAUUAUUCAUCAGCAUUUUGUGUGUGUGUGUGUGUGUGUGUGUGUGUAUGUGUGUGUAUAUAUAUAUAUAUAUAUAUAUAUAUAUAUAUAUAUAUAUGUGUUAUUUAUUUAUUUUAAUAGGGAAAAUAUGUAAAAAUAAAUAAAAAUUAAAUAAUUUUUUACUUUAGACCGGUACAGGAGUGCACAUUUUGGUGAACAGUGACACUUCUGAAAGUGAAGAAGCAGAUAGUUCUUUGGAUGUUUCUGAUUUGGCAGCAGUAGAAUCCCUUCGGAAAAGUGACACAAAAAAACUCAAGCGUUUGCAGGUAGGAUGCAAAUGGUGAACUGCUUUUACGUUCUAAAUCAUGGGUGUCCAACCUUUUGGCUUCCCCAGGCUUCAUUGAACGAAGAGGAAUUGUCUGGGGCCGCACAUAAUAUAUAUAAUGUAUUUGAUUUAUAUAAUAAAACGUCAAAAGUCCUUUUCUUAAAGGGAUCCUAUAGUGCCAGGAAAACGAACCUGUUUUCCUGGCACUAUAGGUUUAAUAGGUUAGCCCCUCCCUCAUGCCCCACCCCUCCCGCGGGGCUGAUGGGUUUAAAACCCCUUCAGCCACUUACCUGAAUCCAGCAUCGAUGUCCCUCAGCGACAUCAGCCGGCGGGGGAGACCUAAUUCGCAUGCACGGCAAUGGCCGCACGUGCAUUAGACCUUCCCAUAGUAAAGUAUUAUUCAAUGCUUUUCUAUGGGGAAAAUCUGACGCUGGAGGUCUGUGAGGACGUCCAGCGUCAGAUCAGAAACCAAAAGUUUGGUUAGUAAACAGCCACUGAGGGCAGAUUUAGUGCUGCAAUGUAAACAUGUAAACAUUGCAGUUACAAUUAGCUGAAGUUGUCUGGUGCCUACAGUGUCCCUUUAAUGCUGAUAUUUCAUUUGUUUAGUAGCUAACUCCCUUAUUUGUUACCCUUUUCUGGGAUUGCCAUAUUUAAGGAUACAAAUUAGGGAGCCAUCUACUAAACACAUACACAUGUAUAAUUAUACAUUUAACCACAGACCAGUACACACACACACAUAUUCGCAGACAUAUACAAACACAAUCACAGACCCACAAACGCCCACAUACAAACACAGUUGUGCUCAAAAGUUUGCAUACCCUGGCAGAAAUUGUGAAAUUUUGGCAAAUGAAUUUGAAAAUAUGACUGAUCUUGCAAAACAAAAAUAUUUUAUUGAUGGAUAUUUAUUUUCACAUAGUUGUUUGGCUCCUUUUUAAAUCAUAAUGAUAACAGAAAUCACCCAAAUGGCCCUGAUCAAAGGUUUACAUACCCUGGAAUUUUUGGCCCUCUUACAAACACACAAGGUGACACACACAGGUUAAAAUGGCAAUUAAAUGUUAAUUUUCCACACCUGUGGCUUUUUUUAAUUGCAAAUAGUAUCUGUGUAUAUCUGUGUAAAUAGUCAGUGAGUUUGUUAGCUCUCAUGUGGAUGCACUGUGCAGGCUAGAUACUGAGCCAUGGGGAGUAGAAAAGAACUGUCAAAAGACCUGUGUAACAAGAUAAUGGAACUUGAUAAAGAUGGAAAAAGAUAUAAAAAAAUAUCCAAAGCCUUGAAAAUGCCAGUCAGUACUGUUCAAUCAUGUAUUAAGAAGUGGAAAAUUCAGGGAGCUCUUGAUAUCAAGCUAAAGUCGGGUAGACCAAAAAAGAUUUCAGCCAGAACUGAACUUUAUGGUCACAACACCAGAAGUGCUAUGUUUGGAGAGGGGUUAUCAAGGCCUAUAGUGAUAUCAUCAGGGCCGUAUUUAAUAAUGAUUGGACCCUGGGCAAGCGUUUGCUUGGGCCCCCUGGGCCCUGCCGCCCUUGCCCGUCACUCCUUGGCAUGCAAUCACAGCAUCCAUCCCAACGCAGUGGCGGAUCUAAAGUAGAAAUAAUUUUAUUGGGACCCCCAAUUGCAAGGUUGGACUAAAGGUAGAACCCCCAUCUGUCGUGCAAUUCCAACAAUGCUUUGACAGCUGGGGCUCUACCAAUUUCCCAUGCUUGCAGGGUUGUAUUUCGCACUGAGCCAUGUUUGUGUGUUUGAAUGUAAACAUGUGUUUGUAUGGAGUAUGUUUGUGUGAAUGUGUUUGUAUGUGGUACUGGAGUUUGAAUGCAAGUGUGCAUUUAUGUCUGAUGUUUGUUUUUGAAUGUAGGGGUGUGUUUAUAUAUAAUUCUGGUGUUCAACACAGAGGUAUAUUUGUAAGUAGUGUUGAUGUUUCAAUGCAGGAGUGUGUUUGUAUGUAGUGUUGAAGUUUGAAUGGAGGGGUGUAUUUGUAUUUAAAGUUGGUGCUCAGAUGCACAGGUACAAACUCUGACAUACAAGCAGAUACAUACACUGACUACAUACAGAUAAACAGGCACAUACACUGACAGACAUACUGACACACACAGAUACACUGGUAGACGUGCUGACAGACACAUAUACAGACAUACUGACACAAACACACAGACACAUACACUGAUCAACAUACUGACAGAGAUACUCACACACAUACUGACACCCACAUACACUGAGAGAAAUACUGACACAUGCACUGACACACACAGACAGAUAUACUGAUGCAUGCACAUGCACUGACAGACAUAUUGACACACACACACACAGACAUACAUACUGACACACAUGUAAAAUGUAAAUUUUGAAACCCACCCUCCAGUUUCCUACCUUUUGCUGGAAGGUGGCUUCCCUGGGGUCCAGUGUGGUGCAUGAGGCUGAUGGGAGUGAGGAUCCUCCAACCUUACUGAAGCCUCCUCCUGCCAGAUUCCGUGCAGCUCCUCUCUUUAUGGGAGGAAGUGACUUGCGGCUGUCACUUCCUCCUAGCCGGCUGCCGGAAAGCAAGGGGCCCGGUUGCGGUGUUAAAGAGCAACAGCGCCCGACCGGGCCCCUGCUGAUACAAGCCCACCAGGUGGCCCUAAGUGCAUGGGCCACCCGGUGGGACUCAGAGGACGGGGGAAAAAAGAAAUUGAUGAGGGCAGCGGGGCCCAUGGGGCAGGUGCCUUGGGCCCUCCAGGAGAAACUGGGCCCGGGGCAGCUGCCCUGUUUGCCCUGCGUUAAAGACGGCCACGAUAUCAUUCCCACAGAGAAUCUUGUUAAAAUUGAUGGCAAGAUGAAUGCAGCAUCAGAAAAAUGCUGGCAGGCGAUUUGCAUUCUUUUGCACGAAUGCUGCACAUGGGAUGUUCUUGGACUUUGACAAUGACCCCACGCAUCAGGCCAAUUUGACCCUCCAGUGGUUACAGCAGAAAAAGGUGAAGGUUUUGGAGUGGCCUUUUAAACUGCGGUUAUUUCAUUUUUUUCUUUGUUGCCAUGUUUUAUUUUGUGAUUGCACCAUUCUGUUAUAACCUACAGUUGAAUAUGAAUACUAUAAGAAAUAAAAGAACUGUGUUUUGCCUGCUCACUCAUGUUUUCUUUAAAAAUGGUACAUAUAUUACUAAUUCUCCAAGGGUAUGCAAACUUUUGAACACAACUGUAUACACACAGACAUACAUACACAAACACAAUCACAGAUCCACAUAAUUACUGCCAUACGCACACAAAAAUCACAUUCAUAUGCACAUUAAGUAAUUAAGAGGUCCACCCAGCCUCCCUACCUUGCUCUGGAAAGUUUGGAGUGGAUCCUCUCUUUGAUGGGCAGUGGUUGCUGCUGUGAUGGGAACACUGUGCUCUUCCUGAAUGAUGUUUUAUCCAAGCUGCCGGGUAACUGCGGGGCAUGCAAGGAAGGUGUGUACAAAGAACACAGUAAGUAAUAGGCUCCCUGUUUCCCUCGCUGCCCAGCAGUCCAUACAGCAACUGGGCCACAUUACAAGAGAUGCAGGGUCAAAUGUAUGCCGUGGGUUGGACACAUCUGUUCUAGAUUGAGGUACUUGCUACUCUGUUUAGGAUUUUUUCCGAAGAUUGCAAGAUGCAAAGAUUCACCUUAUUUAGUACCCAACUUACAGAGUUAAUAAACCACUGUUCAGGACUUUUGCUAAGUUUCAAAAUCUAAAUAUAUUUUAUUAUUUAUGGCAUAUGCUUUCUCCUUUCAGAAUUUAUAUAUUUUUUACUUUUUUAAUUAAAAGACUGAACUUUAUACUAUCAGCAAACAAAACAUGGCAACUUACAGCCUUUGGAUUGUUUUUGAACACCAUUUCCCAUUACGAUUUAUUUCCAAAACUUUGCUUUUAACGAGGAACUGUCACUUCAGAUGUAAUGGCAUACUCUAAGACUAAUGCACACUGUGCAGCACUGAGAUAGGAAGCACCCCAACUUUCCGUCUGAGUGAUUGCCUCUAGAGGUGUUUCUGGGCACUCACACUCACACAGUAUCUCUCUGUUUAGGCAGUGAUUACAUUGAAACAUCUGCAGGGACAUGGUAUAGACAUCAGAACCACUACAUAAAGCUGUAGUGGUUUUGGUGACUAAAGUGCUCCCUUAGGAGGAUUUGCCAAGUCACAUUACUGAUUGAUGAAUAAACACAAUUUGAGAUAGAAGUUUUUUGUUUGUUUUUUAUAAGUAUAGCAUCUAUAUUCCCCAUGUCACAGAAAGUAUUGGAGUGAGCUGUUGUAUGACCUCUUUCAAAUUAGAAGUCUGCAAUUCAUCAAUCCUUAUCAAGCUUAACUUUAAAUCAUACAUUUAUGAAAAAUAAGCUUGAUUUGUCCUUUAGCUACUGCAGAGUUUGCUUAUAUAUAAUAUGUUAAUAUAUUCCCAGACCCUGUCUUAAAGGUUCCAAAAGUUCUUUAACAAUAAAUCACCAUGAUACAAAUAAAUUAUUCAAUUUAUUAUGUUUGCUUCUGUAGGUGGAAUUAAAUGAUUGCCAACUAAGGUUGCACGAGGAAAGGAAAACAAGGUUAAAAGCCGAUGAAAGGAUAACUGAGGUAUUCAACAUUUUAUUUUUAUUUUUAAGGAAAGCAACUCUCAUUCGCAUGGUAAAGCAUUUGUGCCAUGAUAGACUGUUGUAUUAGAUUUUGCAAAUCUCUGUUACUGUCAAAUGCUCUGGGAUUUUCCUUUUUUUUUUUUUUCUGUAAGAAAUAGUCUGUUUAAUUGAUCCAUUUUGGGAAGCAAUAGAAUGACCAUAUUGAGCCAUACACAGCACAUGGGUUUUCAGAUUAGACUGUGCCUGCUUCAAGUGUCUGUCACCCUGAUGGUGAAAUUGCUGCUUGGGAUGUGGUAGCCUGUGGGUGCAGCUAUGGUGAGUUUUACUUACCUGAUGCUGUCCUCUGCAGAAGCAACUAUCUUCCUUCUUCAGCUCCUGGCCUCCAGAAGCCAAUGUUUGUGCACAUGCGAGAAAGUACAAAACCAAUGUCUAUGGAGGAGACCACUCAAGUGUCUAUAGCUAUUAUCUUUCGGUGAGAGAGACAAUGCCUUCUUCUCACAGCCAUCGCUAGCGACUGCUGUUGCAAGAGUUGAAACUUGAUUAUGGUUGUAACGGACUGCCUGGCACCCCGACCGGAUACCUCCGUCAGUCGCUGCUUACUAGUACUUGCGAGCACUAUAAGAACUGUACUGGAACACCAUAACCACCGUAAACCACCUGAACCGCUGCAGCUUGGUUGGGGGUUUCGCUGUCCUCCACCCACCCUGAACCUAAGACCAAAAUCCAGCUUCCAGUGGAUAGACCUCUCCUAACCCAGAGAGCAUAGCAGGAACAGCUCUUAUAAGAGCUAGUGAUUAUACUCAGGGGAUUGUGAUAUAGCAAUCCCAGAGUGAAUGUAGUUCUCCAAUCCCUCAAACAUGAGCCAAGACUUCAUGAAGGGGUAAACGAAUCUCUGUUUAAUGGGAGCUAAACUUGUCCAUAUAUGACAAUACCCAUGCAAGGGGUACGCCCACAUGGACCUUGUUGGGAAUUAAGUUACAAUAUUCACAGACCAAUAAGAACAGUAUUCCAAUGCACGACACUCCCCCACCUAGCAUACAAUACCUCCCCUCUGCUUUGGAGAUAAUUGAGUCAGAUACUGUAUUAACCCAAUUAAUUUCCAGGCAGAAAAAAUACAUAUUUCUUUAAAGUCCCAAAAGUACCCCAAAACACGUAACAUCCCCUGAUAGCCCAUAUCUGGGUGACCAACAUAUCCAAAUAUAACCCGGAUCGUUUCAGGGAUUCAGGAAUUUCCUGGAAGUCACAUUUUGAUCGACCGCACGCAUGGUCCCAUGCACAAAACAGUUCCAGAGAAUUAAGCUGUGCGGUCAUUCUACUUCUACGUGGAUUCGAAGUAGAGAAUUCGUAUGGCACUUUGUCUAUGUCUCUCCUUCGGGAGUUUGUUCUUACCGAAUGCCAUUAGACUCCCGUUCGAAUAGCUGAACAUCCAUAGAAGGUAAAUAGUUAGCAGUAAGAAAAAUAGAGGUAGCUAUAAAAAAAAUUGUUAUCGGUGUUCGUGCCGUCGAGUGUCUGAUUUGAGUUCCAUGAACUCGACGACCAAAAACCGCCCAUUGUACUUGCUGCUUAAGAUGGCCGCUGCCACGUGUUUGAAGUGCCGCUUCGAACCGCUUCGACCGUUCGGGAGUUCGAAGUGCUGUUUCGAAAGUUCGAAGUGUUCCUGUUACAAGUCCAAGAGGCACAAACAGUGGUUUCAAAAGGGGUUUAACACGGGGGCCAUAUUCACAGUGUAGGAGGCUGGCCAGCAGGCCCCUCCAAGAACCAGUGACGAGGUUCAGUUCGUCACAACGGUAGCUCGCAUUUUUUUUACAUUUUAUUCAUUUUAUUUUUUUUGUCAGCGUAGGAUUUUAACAUUUUAUUUUCAUGUAAACUAAUCCUGUACAACACAUGAGUGAUUGAUUUGCAUUUGUGGAAAAACAAACCUGAACAAUGAUGCUCAUUAAGCUAAUACAAGACAUACCGCAGGUUCUGUUUCAUUAUCAAGUACUUUCACAUUUAUUUAGGAUUGACCUUAUUUCUGACUGUUGAACUAUAAAUCCAGUAAACGCUUAUCCCUAAUAUGAAAACAUUUGUGGUGGUAUUGCCAGUGUAGACACACUGUACAAGAAUUUAAAAAUAUUAAUUUUAUUUAGACAGAAGUAGUCAAUUAACCUAGUGACAAGCUUGGUUACCAUAAUCCUUUUUUAUUGUUGUAUUUUAGUUUAUAUCUCUAUUGUAUACUUUUAAUGUUUGUACAUUUUAACUGUAGCUGUUUCAUUGCUGGUACCUUGUUUAAUCACUACAAGCAAAUAUACAUUGUCCUGUUUUAAUUUAGUGUUUUGUUUCAGUUGGAAAUGGAAAAUAAUCGACUAAGGCAAAUUAAUCAGAGUCUUUUUGAUGCCCUUCAAACACGAACCAUAAGCUCCUCACUCUUGGAAGAUGAAGAUGUUCUGGAAAGCAUUGAGAAAUCUUUUAAGAAAUUUCAUGCUUUUUUGGAUCUCUUGAGAGAUGCAGGGUGAGUUAUACAACCAUAUGCAUUAACAAUAGUACCCAACAGAUUUUAAAGCACAAAUUCAUUAAAUUGGUACGAACAAUCACAUUUCUUUUACUCUACCCCCGACUCAAUUGGUAAAUCCUGGAUGAACUUGUACUCAAAUUCUUUUUAGCUGGUACAAACAAUCAUAUUCUUUUUAAUCUACGCCUGUCUCCACAGGUAAAUCCUGUACAGAUUGAUUAGUUUGUUAGUUAGAUUAAAAAGGCAUUCUAACAUUUACUUGACAUUACUGACUUUUUCAUAUUAAAAAAGAAACUAAAAUACCAAUAUAUUCUCAAAUGCUGGCUGGUUAAAGAAAAUGUUUACAUGACAUGUAGUCUAUUCAUUAAUGUUAGAAUGACCCAGUACUGAACAAGGCAGAACCAUCCAAUUUCUACGUUGCCUUUUGAACUGUACAACAAUGGUGCUUUGCAAAUAUUGCAGAUCCUAUAGUUUAUAUAGGGUUCGUGUUUGAAAAGAACCUAUUUUAAAGCCAUUUAAAAGUCCAGGAUAAGUGACACUGCUAAAUAAAAAUAAAAUAAAACCUGAUACAAGAAGAAAAAAAAAAAAGCUGGAAAAAUCAAGUGCAAUGCAAUAAAAAUAAUACAUCUUCACCUAUUAGAAAGCAGAAAACAGAGCAGAAAGAGUCUGCUCCAACGAUAAGCACUCUUAUAAUAAAUUACUUAAUGGGACCCAGAUUUAUAGGUAAAACGGGAUAGCAGCACAAAUUCUUGCAAACCUUAAUUUGCAGGAUUAAAAUACACCAAUGAGCACCUCCUCAGAAAAAUAUCUAUUCUAUCUGGUCCUGCAGUUCUUCUGGCUUGCUGCCAACUACAGCGAUCCUCUGUCUGCUGGCACUUUACUUGGAACUCUUCAGGGAGUCCAAUACAGAUAGGACCUUUUAAGUUAUCCAAUCCUUAUGGAACAUAUUCCAAAGAAUCAUUUGAUGGUUGCAGCCAAUGUCCUAUAUAUAAAACAUAGUCCAAACAACUAAUGGCAUAUCACCUAUACAUUGCAAAAUAUUUUACAAUCCAUAAUGUGUAUUACACUAUACACCUAUUUUCCCUUUCCGUUUAUGUUAUACCAAGUGACUUGGGAUAAAACACUGUGUUUCCCGCGUAUCUGAUUUUUACAAGUGUAUAUUGAGUAAGUGCCCUUUUUUUAUUUCACUCGGUGCACUUUGAAAUACUGAACUUUUGCACAUGUUGAAGCUUUUGUACCAUGAUUUUUGCUUGAUGCACCUUUUGAAUGCUCUUUUUGUAGCUAUUUCACACGCAUUUGCUGUGUGGAAAAUCACAAUAUUGUCUUAAAGACACAGCUUUUAUAUUUUAGUCUAUGUCUUAAGAGCACUCCGACAGCCAAGUGAGACUUCUCUCGAGAAUAUGCUGUUGAGCGCACCAAUUGGUUUGACUUUCCCCACCAUCAGAGGUCACAUUGUAGCAAGCCCUCCAUUGGUGAAGAUGGAUUAUUUUUUUAUUCUGGCAUGGUUUUUAUUUUUUCUGGCGCUUUGCUUUGGUUACUCUGAACUUUUAUUUUGCCUUUUUGGGGACUGAAGAUAAGGAGGAAGAAAACCUCUGAUGGUAAGUAUACAUUUUUUUUCCAACAGGUAUUAGCUGAAUUGGACUGCCCUCACUAUUACAGUGAGCAGGUAGGUAAGCUAAUUUAUUAUUACUUUUAUUGGGAAGGUGAAGGAUUGCAGACCGAGCAGCUUGUGUCGUGAUCCUUCCAACAUUCGAAUAUUAAAAUAAGCGACCACCCAGUGCCCACUGGUGUUAUUUCACAGGCUCCAUCACUGGACCCAUGUUUAAUUAAUCCUGUCUGUAUUUUAGUCCUCUGGUGUCAUUCUGCCCAGCUAAAAUCUGACCACAUUCAAACCCGUUCAAUGCCUUAGUAUAAGAUCUGGACAUUGUUGAAUUCCAUCAACAAUGUUUGAAUUUUUCAUGGCCCCAAUCAGCAGCAAAUGGUUUGUCUUUUAUAAAUCUUUUGAAACUAUUGAAGGUGUGGCAUAAACCGCUAAAAAAAAGUGAGUCAAAUCAUCCUUCACUGCUUUUUUACUAGAUAGACAGUAAUGUUAAGGUUAAGUGUGAUAAGGAUUUUAAAGGUGAUAAGUUAUCUCAGAGUUUUUAUUUAAAAAACAAACAAACAUUUUUUGAGGAGUCUUUUAUUCUUUCACCUACAUAUUUAUUAAACUAAAAUGUUUUGAUGUGAUUUUGGAUAUAAUGGUUAGUAAGGAUCUAACACCCUUCACAUAUCUACAUGCUGCAUAUAUUUUAUUUACAUUUAUUCCCCUCUGCCAAAUGCGGUAUUCAUUAACUCUGUUGGAUAACAAUUCCUCGGACAACUUAAGAGUGCAAAUCAGGUCUUGUGUGUAAUAGGAUUAUUAUUUGGGCUCUGCAGUGAAAAGUGUUUUGACUAUAAACCAUAAUCUAUUAGAGAACAGUUGGAAUUGAAAAUAUCAUUCACUAAUGUAUUUUGACAAUUUUCUGUGUUUUGAAACUUUUUUUUUUGUAUACAUACUAUUAUUGGAAAGCUAUCAAUAUUUUUCAUUGUUGAAAAUAAAUUAUUUUAUACUGAAUACAUAAGAUGAAGAGACCCUUGAAACAAGGGGAUCCCAGAAGUAGCUCUGAGCACACAGAAGAAACAAUAUGGUUACCAGAUAGUAGGAGAGGGGGGUCAAAUGCAAAUGGAUGGUAAGGUGGAAGGGAAUAGACAAAAUUAACCAUAUCUUCACCUUAUACCACCCACAGCUUGCUAUCUAAUUGGGAGGGAUUAGAUAUCCCCAAAAAACCACAGCAAAAAGUGUCACACUGUAUGUGGAGAGGUAAAAAGGGGUCCAACCACUCAUCCCAACAUGAAUGGCAAUGCCUCCCAAAUCUCAGGACACACAGGCUGAGUGGACUGACAAAAGCAAGCAACCCAAAAGAAAUAUAUACAUGAGAUACCCCCACUGACGUAAGGCAGACAAGUGGAAACCUGUAAACUAAAAUGGGGCAGACAGAUCCGGUAUGGACAAACCCUGAGUCCAGAGAAACCCCACAGGACCAAAACUGCCUGCCUAGAGAUCCUUACACAAACUGGUAAACUAACUAACUUGACCAAACAUACUGACUACCUAAGUGCUACCUAGUGUAAAAUAAUAAAUAAAGAAAGCACUCGACGCGCGUUUCAGCGUGAAUACACGCCGUUGUCAGGAGAUAUUGCAUGUGCAUGUCCCACUAAGCCAGUUAAGUACCUGUUUAAUCAAGGAGAAAUCCUUCCAGCUGAUCCAACGUGCUAAAGGGGAUGGGUGAGUGACGUAAAGUCACCACUCUCCCCCUUGCCACGUCAUAUCUUACGGUGUGUGACCAUUGGGGAAUACCGAAGUCAAUCACUGUAGUGGGAGGGUGCACGAUCGGACACACCUCCCCCCGGCAUCGCGGCUGGCGUGAAAUUGAUUGACAGGUCACAAAGUCAAUCAUCACGCCUGCUGCCAGUGUAUAGAGCAUAGGCCAAAUGUCCCUAAGGUGACAGAAGAGUUGAGGGGUAUAACUUAACCCCAUCAUUUCAUAUAUCCUCUAUAUAUAUAGUGGUAUUAACAGCAGUAGGAAUACCCUCUGCUGUCAAAGCACUAUGAUUACUAUUUUCCUGGACAUUUAAACUCUGGAUGAUACGAAGCCUAGCAGUCUAAUGCUUCCACCAACAGUCCAUUAAUAUAAGAGUCACUCUAUGUGGAUGCCUACAUAGCAAUAUAGAGGGGGAAUUAUACAUAAUUGACCCUCUAUAGUAUUAUUAGAGAGUGUACUGACACCAGUUGGUUGUUAAAUUCUUCAGUUCCUUUCACAUCAUCCACUAGGAGCACACAUCUUUAAUACAGUACAACACUAAUGUCUAUCAAGGAUACUGCGGGAGGCGAUAUAGAUAUUGUCAUGUGUUCAGUGAGCCAAUGCCUUACUCUUACAGCCAAGCCUUGUCCAUAUAUUUUUGACGGUGUUGGAAUUUUAAUGAAAUUAAUUCCGCAUUGUCUUAAUGAGCAUUUCAUUAAAAAAAAUUAUGAAACCCUGAAAAUCUUUGGGGUGGCAGAGCCUAUUUAAUUUCCAGACCAUAUAUAAAGACUAUAUAGAAAAGCCAUAAAAUGUUAAUGUUCCUUUUCUUACCUCACAUGUUCAAAUGCAUGCAUAACUGAUAUUUAUAAUCCUAGGAAGCUGCUUUUUAACAACUCUCUUGUUUAUCGAUUCUGACUGCUAACAUCACUUCAUUGUACCAAGCAAAGUAAAACUUGCUUUAGAUACAAUGAUGAGAUAAUAAGAAAGACAGCAAGACUUUUAAGAUCUACUGUACAUUGACCAGUAGAACAGAGGGGGGGGGGGAGGUGUGGCAGUAUUAACAUCUUAAAAAUCUUGUGAAGAUUGUAAAAGUGUUGAGAUCAAAAAGAUUCAGAUAAUAAAAAUGAAAAUGUUUUCUUUCAUGUCUUGCUUCUAAAAACGUCAACAUUAUGAGAGUAACCUAGUGUGAGUUACCACUUACAAAUCGUGCAUCCCUCAGAAAUGGAAUAUAUGAUGUGGUCUGUACAUGAUAAUGAAGAUUAAAAGGUUGCUAAACCCUUUUUUACUGUGCAAAUAAAGCUUUUUACUCACAUUUUCCAGCACCAAGGCUGACUUUUUCACCUUCUGAGAUGUCAUGGAGGAGGCAUGGCCUCAUAGAGGUGUACCGGAGACCUGAUGCACAUGUGCAGCAAGUGCGCACGUACAUCAAAGCCCCCCCAUAGGAACACUGUGAUUCGAUGCUUUCAUAUCACGUGACCGUGUUUUAAUUGACCAGUGCUGAGUAAAAAUCCAAUAUGAUAGCCACUUGAGGUGGACUGGUAAACAUUGCAGUUUCUAUAAAAAAAUUUAAAUGUUUUAUAUUGUAAGGUUAAACGUAAAGAACCACUACACUUAGACCACUUCAUGAGAUGAACUUGCCUGAGUGACUUAAAUGGUCCUUUAAUCUAUACUGCUCUGUUGGACACUACUAACCAUGUACACUCCCUUUGUUAAUCCCUUAACCUGUAAAAACUUGCCUGCAAACUCUUGCAAACCUCUCCUCAAACGUUUCUACGCUCCGUCCGAUGCCACUCUUACCUUCCCUCAAAAAGAUGCAUUUAAUUGGACUUUUCAUCUUUUCAUACCGGCUCAGAGCUCAUGCAUGCACUGUAAGUCGGGAAGGGAGUGGGGCGUAGUGAAGGAGGGAAUAGCAUUAAAAAAAAAAAAAGAGGAAAGAAUGGGCUGUAAAACAGAAAGCAGGGAUGCAGGGAGGGAACAUUUAAUCUUCCCAUUUCAGGCGCGCUGCUAUUCAGUGGCAGUGCAAUUCAAGCUGCACGUAGUAAUGGUGGUUAUACACCUUUAAAUCAUCAUAAGCACCCAGGUGUUCCACAGACUAGGGGGCAAUUCAUCAGUGUUCUGUUCUAGAAAGUUUUGCAAUAAUGUAAAAGGAGAGGAUUCACCAAAUGAAUGUGCCUGUUUGUCCCACUGGUUUCUAUAGUGAGUGUCCCCCCCCCCUUUUUUUUCUUUAGCGCACUUUUUGGAACAUCAUAAUUUGACAAGAAGUAGAGUACCACAGGCCUCACAAUGUGAGGGUGAAGGCAAUAUUGAAAGGACAAAAAAAAACAACAAAGUUUUGGCCUAUAGGCCUUAGUCAUGUAUCUGUAUGAUAAAUGAUUAAGGCUUCUAGGCCGACAUGUUGUAUCUUUUUUUUAUACUUUGUUGAUCCCCAAUAAAUAAUUUCUUGCCUUAACCCCACAUUGUGACUCCUGGUGGGCUGCGGACCUCCCUCAACAGAGCUCCUACGUAAAUAUACUUGUGUGCAGCACUCCUUUGUCAAAUUAUUAAUGCAUAAAUAACCCCAAUGUUUUUUUAGUAUUUAGUUUGUGUAAUUAUAUGGCAUUAAGUAGUUUUUGGCAAACUGUAAAGACUUUUUUCUUUCUAUUGCUGCUUCAGAGUUCUUAAUAUUGUAUGUUCUCUUAUUUGCAGCUUAGGACAGCUUGCCAGUGUGGCAGGCAUAGACCAGUCUGAUUUUCUUUUGCCAGGAGAUCCUCAGAUGUCUACCACUGCUGGUAUAUCUCACCACCCACACACGGAGAUAAACCAAAACCUACACAGAACCUUUGUAAUUGGCCAGGUAAGCAUAAACAGCAUAGCAUUACAGUGUCAAACCAUUAAUGAUGUCCUUCUUAUUACAAUGGGAAGUCCUUAUUUGAGCUACGGGGUUUGGAAUUAAUUUUUAAUUUUUUUUUUUAAAUCUACUUGUCCAAGAGAGGACAGCUGUUGUCUGUUCUACUUGUCUCUCAUGUCAAUCUACUGGUGCACACAAUAAUUUUUAUAUUGGAAGAUUGAUGCCUCUGCCUAGAGCUCUGUAUAUGCACAGGGUUAUUUUCAAAACUUUUAUUUUUUUGGUAUUCUGAAUUAAAAGGGGGGCGGGGCCUGACAGCCAAGAUGGCCAGACGUGUUCUGUAAUAGCUCCUGCACAAUUAACCAACAAAUCAGUUUUUCAAGCCACAUACCAAGCUGGAUUCAGUGCUAAUCGACUGGUACACGAUCGGGCAACAAGUGAGCAACUGUGGCUAAUCCAGAUGACCCGAGACAGCGAGUACUCACAGCGCAUUUGGACCGGUGGAAGUUAUCUCGGUCCAUACUGGGAGCACCUAACUACCUACCACAAGGGAAACCUCCCCCACCCCUCCCCCCUGUUAAACAGCUGACAGCAUGGCGUGCCCAAAAUGGCUGCUACAGCACAACCCAAGCAACAGUGAGCGCACAAGGUCACCCAGUCCUAGAGGGAAAGUUUUGAAGCCCAUUUCGACAGGAUUUGCCAGGAAUUUUGGGCUAAAAUAGCAAGCAGAUCUCCAGCUUCUACUCCGCAUGGCGAAUAUUACACUCUGGCUGCUGAGCAGAGACCCCGACCAUGCGCCGGAAUGGAGAGUCACGUGGCAAAAAACCGCACCGAACCGUCCACGCUCCCAACGAGUUUCUCGGAGGGUUACCCGAUACUGGGCUCGAGACCAAGCUAAGAUCCGGUGGAGGAUCUGUGGACCUGCUGCCAUCCACCCUCGCAAGACCUGGACUCCGGAGGGCAAAGAACCCAAGGGCAGGGUACUGCAUGAAGCUCACACGCCAGACGGCAAGCUACCUCCCAAGCAUAGCAUGCAGGCAAGCAACUGCGUUCCACACAGACCGGGACCGGAAUGUAAAGUGGGGAAGAACUUUCCAUUGUGGCCUAUCCGAUGCAUUGGGUGAACACAACCAUUUGCUACCACAUGUUUGCUGUUACAUAGCUGAAAAGAGACUUGCGUCCAUCAAGUUCAGCCUCCCUCACAUAUGUUUUUGCUGUUGAUCCAAAAGAAGGCAAAAAAAACUUAGUCUGAAGUGCUUCCAAUUUUGCAACAAACUAGGAAAAAAUUCCUUCUUGACCCAAAAAAAAGCAGUCAGAUGUCUCCUUGGCACUAAUUAGAAAUUAUAUCCCUGUAUGUUAUGUUUUUGCAAGUAUUUAUCCAAUUGCAGUUUAAACAUCUGUAUAGACUCUGACAAAACCACCUCUUCAGGCAGAGAAUUCCAUAUCCGUAUUGCUCUUACUGUAAAAAAAACAUUUUCUUUGCCUUAGAUGAAAUCUCCUUCUUCCAGCCUGGGAGGUGUUUAGGCAGUUAUUUAAAAAAGUGCAGAUUUUUUAUUUAAAUGUUUUUAGAAACUAAUGUUAAAAUUAGUGUCCUCAAACAUAUCCUUAUGUGUGUGGAGUGUUUUUUUUUUAACGUUCUACAAAAGCAGAACCAAACAGAAAGAGGUAUAGUGCAUGCUUGUAAAUAGUGGUAUUGCUUGGUCACAUUGGAACGUGGGUUUUAAGCACAAACCAAAAUUUGAUGCAUCCAAAACCCUCCCCUUACUUAUAAAACUUGACAUUACUAUAUCAAUGAAGUUGAUUAGAGCAAAUAACACUCUUGCCCAUUAUUCUAUUCUGCCCUUUAUGACAAAUGAGUUUGACACCUGAUAUAGAUUGUUUGUUUGUUUUUAAUAGUCUAAUUUUAUUAUUUUAUGGUGUUGGCUAUUUUUUUCAUAUAAGAAACUGUUUUGGUUAAAUUUUUAAACAGGGAACUAUAUAUAGCUAGUUGGUGAUUACUGCUUGGCACAAUACAAUUCUAACCUUGCCCCUGUAUAUGCAUUUGAAUUAUUACAGUAUGCCUUUUAUAUUUUUCCUUGGUGUGAUGUGGCUUUAAUCUGAAAUUGAUUUUGUGUAUUUUGAUUCCAAUUAGUGCUGGAGCAUAAAAACUAGAAAAAAAUACCUCAAGUUUUCUUACAUGUUUAUAUUUCAUUUGCUGAGAGAGAGCCCUGUUAAGUUUGCAAACUUUUGUUUUCUGUGUUUAAUUAUGUUCUAAUUCUUUUGAACAUUUUAGCCGCACAACAGUGGUGAAAAAGGGAACCCCAUAGGCCUGACUGAAUCUUGUUCAGCUGCUCCCUUGCCUGUCCCUGUGAAACCAGACAAAUUGUGUAACGCCAACCAAAAGAGCAAAGCAGGAACAAGUUUUGAUGUUGCACUAAAGGACAGAGAGGGAUACAAGAACCGCGGGGAAACUUCAAUACAGCAAUAUACCAAAGAUGCAGACUCUGUAAAAAAUGGAAGCAUGCAUGACUACAAAGGACCUAGUAGUAAUGAAUGUUCUUCGACGGAUUCUAGCAAAAGCAAAAAAAGCAAUACAAGUAGAAAGUCCAAAGCAUCCCCUGGUGGAAUGGAUAGUAAUUCUUCAAAGAGAGGUCUCUCUGCAAAGACAAAUGAAAGUGAUUUAAAGGCCUCAGGAGAUAGACAUCAAAAUGGUACCAAAACUCCUCUCCUUUCUAAUGCCAGUAUGUCAGGAUCAGAAAUACAAGAAGAUAUGAAUUCUGUCGAAUUCCAGAGCAGUGGCUCACAUGAGAUAAUUCAGGGAGAAUGAGCCCUUCUCAGUAAUUGAAGGUACAUUCCAGACCCCUUAAGGACUUUAGCUUGCUGAAAAGCUUUAUGUGUGAAGAGUAUGUCCUGGUUUUUUCAUUUUGCAAAAAGAAUUUCAAUAGAAAUUGACACUUUUAUAAAUUAACCUGGUUACACACAUGGCUUUGAAAAAAGAAGACAACAGGUCAUGUUACUUCCUCGUUUUGUUAGCUUUUUUGCACUGACAUCAAGAGGCAGCAAUAUCACAGAGCACCUUCCUUGCAAAGACUUUUCAUUGAGCUGCACUGGAAAGUCUGUUAUUGGACAGCAACAUAAUUUUUGGGUGGGAUUAGUAGAUGAAGACUUGCAAAGGCAGCAGACAGAGAUCUGCUGUUUUUAGAUUUACCCCAAUGAAAAAAUGCAUAAUUACAUUCCAGAUUUUGUAUCUGGGCAGUGUAUUGUCCAUUUAAUCGUUUUAGUACAUUAGGUUGAACAGUAGUUUGGCACUGAACAGGUUAAAGUCUGUUUAUGGUUUGUGCCUCAUUAGAAGUCACCCUGAUACCACUUAUCCAAUGUAUAUCUUUUUGAAUAUAUUGUAUUUGAAUUUUAUGUAUUUAGAUAUUUAAUAUUGCCAUGUUUUCAAGAAAAUGUACCAGUUGGGGCAUUUCUCUAGAUAUUUUUUUAUUUAAUAAAAUAUAUUUUUUUGUGUGACUCGUUAUUCAAGUGAAAUUAAUCUCUUCAUCAGGUUGUGUAAUCGUGUGUUAAUUGCAUUUCAGUGGUGUAGGUCACUGUUGCAGGAUACCUUUUAGUUGUGGUUUACACAGUAAAUAUUGCUGUACUCCAUAUUUCAAUGUUGUCACUAAACUUUCCAUGGUUUUAACUUGUGACUGAGUCAAAUAGGGUAUUUGCUGUAGAG
This is a messenger RNA of Pelobates cultripes (western spadefoot toad), 63495 nucleotides long. Lineage: Eukaryota; Metazoa; Chordata; Amphibia; Anura; Pelobatidae. The record is from the annotation of a GenBank genome assembly.